GCUUUUCCUCCCCUUCUCUCUGACCCCGUCUGUCUGCUGCAGAUCAGCCUCCGAUCAUCACGACCAGCUUCAGUCAGAGCUGCCCUGCUGGACCGUCCGGAUGGAUCCCCUACUGUCCACUCACUCUCUAACUCUGCAUGUGUCCGUGGCAUGAACGACGUCUAGGAAUGUUGAUACUCGUUUUUUUCACGUCGCAGUGGCUCGACUGAGAGUGUUAUUCCAGCGGUAUGAUCAUUAUGUUGCAUAUGCAGCCAGCGUGAUUUGCUAUGCUGAUAUUACAAGCUAACCCCAAGCUAGCAGAGGGAUUGUUUUGGGAUAUAACUUCUUGAAAAACUCGUACGCCGACACAUGAAUUAGACAGUUUUUUGUGAUUUUUUUUUCAUCAAGCUGGAACAUAAAGGGGAAUGUCUAGCCAAGGAGUAAGGAGGAAUGGCCCAGUAAAGCUGCGGUUGACAGGUAAGCGAAUUUAAACCCCCUCCUGCGACGCUUCGACACGUUAGCAAGCUAGCCUCCUAACCGAACAGGCUAUAGCUAACAUCUGCAAAUGUUAUCAGUGGACACCGGCGCGAAACAUUCAGCAUGCAGUAUGCCCUGUGUUAAUUUAUAUCACAUUUAAUCUAAUGAAGCCACCACACAGAGCCUGUUUGUGAAGCUGUGAGUGAGCGUGGCUCGAUAGCAAACAUUAGCUGUAACACUUACUCAGCUGGCUAACGUUACUUCAGGCAGUUUGUCGCAUUAGCAGCUUUUGGGUUUCUCCCUCAUCAGUUACGCGAAAAAACAUUAGUCAGCUUUUGUCUAGGAGUGUGAAGGGGUUUUAGCGCAAUAAAUGCAGUUAAUUUUAACGAAUACUUAUUUACAAAUUGUUAAAAUCUAUUUAAAAGGACUAUUGUGGUUGGUGUCGUGUUACAAGUAUUUUUAGGAAGGUUAAAGGGAUGCUAAGUAGUAGCUGAACCCUAAAUUGAUUGUUUUAUUUUCAGUAUCCAUUUAUGUAGAUCAUACUUAGCUAUGUGUUAAACAAAAAGUAAUAGAGGAAUAACAGGAGUAAAGAUCUAUGAUUGUAUUGUUUUGGGUUCUGAAAAAAGGAUCUGUGGUAUCACCUUGAGGUAGGGCUGGGCGAUAUGGGAAAAAGUUUAUCACAGAUAUUUUUCAUAUCAGUCAAUAUUGAUAUAUAUCACAAUAUAAAAAAAAGAAAUUUAACAGUGCUUAUUAGUAGUAUGUCUUUUGCCAUACAAACAUACAAACUGCAUCUGUGAGGUCUUUGUGUCUCUUUGACAUUUUGUCGUAAGGCGUUGCGCUAGAGAAAGCGGACUGACUGAAUGGUUGGCUGCUUCGGCUGCACAGGCACCAUGGGUUCCUUGUUCCACUCAGGGUUUGUAAACUUUUGCAAUGUGUGUGGUGGCGAAAAAGAUUUGAGGUAUUCCCCGACUUUGUGAGAACAUGCACUCGACAUAAUUUGCAGUACACAUUACUCUGCUUCAUGUCCCACCUCAAAAAAAACAAAAAUACCUCCACACCGUUGACGUUUUUGUGCCAGUUUUGUCGACAAUGUCGUCAUCUGUUGAGUCUUCAUCUGCAUUUCUGCCAGGGGUAGCACUCAUUUUCUUUUUUUUUUUUCACUGACAGCGCUGUCUGCUUCACAUGUUAAAGUGCUAUGGUUGCGUGUGUCUACUUGUUGGCUACUUGGUUCUAAUUCAGCACAUGAUUGGUUCAGCACGAAGCAACUCCCCUUUUUAUUGGCUAUUUGUAUAGUCUACCAAAACAUGGCAGAAUGCCGACUAUCGAAAAGCACAUUGAUCAUAUUUUAUAUUGAUAUUGAGGGAAAUUAAUUUUCGAUAUAUCUCGUUAUUGUUUUAUCGCUGAGCCCUACCUGGAGGCAGAGGUUGUUCCUUGUUUUAUCUUUAACCUGCAUGGAUGGGUUUCUGCAGGGGCAACAUUUUGAAUCAGAUGCCCUCAACAAUUAGAAGUAUUCUCAUCAAACAAUAAACUUGAUGGUGUUCACUAGACAAUUAUGAUGAACUGGUGUUGAGAAAGAACCAAGAAACCAGACUUUGCAACAGAACAGAACAUUGUAGAGAUGAUGAAUUAUAUCAUACCACUAUGAAACUUUAAAGCAUAACAUGAGACAACAGGUGUUGAAUUAAAGCAUGGCUGUGGAUGUGCUGUCUUAAAAACUGAAUUAAUGUCAUUCUUCUUCUUAACCACAGUAUUCUGCAAAUUGAAGUACUGAAAAAGAUAAAUAACAAAAUCAUUUUCUGAAGAAAAAAAAAUGCUCUCAGAGCUCCAAAAUCCAUCCAGCCACCCUUUCCUGGGUCCCCCUACCACCAUUUGGGGAAUGGUUUUAAAUGGGCCACAGUGGUCUUCAGACGGAAUUUCAGGAAUGUGAAACCUCAGAGAGGAAAUGUGAGUCUUUCCCAGCCAUAGACACAUCCUCUGUCUGUCCUCCAGUAAAGAGAAAGGAUUUGGAAAACAGAAUGUGUGUGCAUAUUUGUGUGUCUAUGCAUAUGUGUGUGAAAGAUUUAUUUGGGUGCAUGUUGCCGAGUGUGACCUGAGUUUCUGCUCCCACUGUGAAAAUCAUUUAUGCCUUAUCUGCUGUUGGACUUCUGCAUUUAUACGGGCGCUGCGCUUUACACGUGAGCCUGGUUGUGGUCAGACUUGAGUUAUAUGUCUGAAACUGUGUGUAUUUAGACUUAAUUUUGCAUACCGACUGAAGUCCAGUUUUGCUCCAUCUCUUCUGCGGUCUCUUGUAGUAUGCUUUCUUUUCUCUGCCAGGGGAAAUUAGAAAUGGUGAAACCGAAGGCUUGUAUUUUAUAUGGCAGAGUUAUUUUAAACUAUUGCUUUGUUUAGCGACUGCAGUCUUUCUCCAGAUUCAGUUUAAUGUUUAGAGAAUGUUUCUUUGAUAUGAAGUAAACAGACGUGUAGCAUUACUACUACUACUACUACUACUACUAUUGUGACUACUACCACCAAUAACAAUAGUUAUAAACCAACUGGUAUUAUAGAAUUUGUAUGUGAGGUAACCCCCUAUUUCCACCGCAUCCGGAAUGGCUACGAAAAAGCCAUAUCCGCUGAUCAUAGCUGAUCGUAACCAUUCAAGUUAAUGUGUCAAUUUCCACCGACUUCUUUCCGUCCCCUGUGGAUCGCCGGACUCCGCAGCUGAUCGCAAGAGUUCUAUUUUUUCUGGACGCCGGAGCACGCAGGAUUAAUUCAGCACAGAUUAACCCGUGCUGGAAAGGAGGUCAGGCACAGACACAAAAUAAAACAUCCGGCUUCUUUUAAAAAUAAAACACUCCGUGUUUCAGCCGGAUCGUAUUUCACACCAUGCAAACAAGUGAAAGGUUUUUAGACAGCAUUUCACCCCGAUGACACCAUGGAUGAGGAGAUCCUGAUUCUUGAAGUCUAAAGGUGGAUGUCCUGCUCUGGAAGGACACAAUCUACUGCUUAUGUGUUUAUGUGGCUGUCUUUAUAGAGACAACUCCUUAUUGCACGACUACACGUGAAUCCGUGGGUUCUUGUGAGUUCUCGUGAUUCACGCUGUCCGUAAUCCGCCACGAAAUUUGCCCCACAAACGCAUCCAGUAGGAAUUGGUGGACGGCGAAAAUCGCUGCUGUGGAAAUUCAGGGUAAGACCGUGUCAAGAGGAUUCACCAAUGCUGCUGGGUGACAUCAGUAUCAACUCCUAAUCUAUAAAUCGUCUCCAGUCAUCUCCUAAUAUCCCCUCUUUAGCCUUUUAUACAUUUUGUCUCAGUCUGGUCUGAGAAAUUCAGAUAGCUUUGCAUAAGAUAGAGUUCUAGCUUCAGAUCAUGUUUUUUAAGAGUUGUAUUACAUACUUUCUCAUGUCUUCAUGUGGCGACAGGUCUUUGCAGAAGUAAUGCCAGUCAUUUGCAUCAAUGUGCUGACAGUAGGACUGCUGCAUGAAGAGUAUAUUCAUUAUUUUAGUCAUACAAACAUGCAGGAUUAACACGUCUAAUCAAUGAUGUCUGAGCUAAACUGGCGUAAAUAAGAAAAAUGAACAAGUUUGAGUGAGAAAAGAGAGUUAGACAAUUAGUCAGGGAUAUGGAUAUGAUAAAUGACAUGCAGAAUGAUCAGGAAAGCCAGUUUGUAAGUUUUAUAAAAAGUAAAAACAACAACCACAGCAUUGACACCAUGAAUAUUAACCAAAGGUCUGACAAAUUAAGCCCAGGCUGUUUUCUGCAGUAUCAUAUAAAGUGCAAGUAAUUUUGGUCUUGUGGUUCACCAAACCACAGAGAAGAUGCCUUUGCUUGGUAGAAGUUUCAUAAAAACAGCAGAAUCUGAAAUGUGCUGUAACAGUUUGCCACCCUCGCUGGGAUCACCUCUCAUCAUGGCAAUGGAUUUGAAUCUGCGUGGGGUGGGUUUGAACAGACUGCAGGAUUUCAACCGACUCAUCCCCGGCUUCAUCAUCCCACACUGCAGCCAAACCUCGCCUUCUAGUUUCUCACAAAGGCGUUUUUUUGGAGCUUCCCUUUCUGCUGAGGAAAUGCUAACUGGGACAAAUUUACUUGUGUGCUUGAAUUAAUAAAGAAACAUCCUAGUUUGAGUUUUGCUGGAAGGCAGUUUGUCAUGUCACCACUGAACUUUUUUAUGCCAAGCUUGUAAAAGAGAGCAAUUUAGGAUUUGGGGAGCUGUUGUUCCUGACACUACAGGGAGCUGACAAUUGGUGUAGUUACCCCUCUGUCGACUGCGCUGCGAGAGACGGUGUAUGAUUCACAGUUUCGAACAAGAACAAGGUGUUUCCCCCAGCUUUCUGUCUAUGGAUACAAUCUGGAAUUCCUCAAACAUAAAUGUAUGAGAUGUUGGAGGGGAUGAAUCCAUCUCUAAGCACAUCAACUUUUACCUUUAGCCUCAAGUAAGCUGUUACAACCUUUGCUGUGAGGAAGGGAUUCUGUCUAGCCUGAGACAUUUCCUCUAUUAGCGUGACACUCAGGUUUGAAAAGACAACCCGCGUACAUGUUCGUCAUCUACUUUCAUGUUGUGUUUGUGUCCCAACCAUUAAAUCAUCUCUGAAAGUUGGCGCUGGUACUUCAGUACACAUUUAAUGGGGGAAAGCCAGGAAGCUGGUGAUUAAGAUAAAGAUCCAGCCUCUGUCUCUAGGCCAGCAUCAGCACUGAGACAGAGUGCAUUUUAGAGAGGUUUAUUAGAGACCACUGUCUGAGCAGUUUUAGUCAGCUCUCAGAAAGUGCUGCUGUUGCUGCUUCUGCGUGUGUGUGUCCGUGUGUGUGGCGGCGGCACCUUAUUUGCAUUCCCCCCCAAAAAAGAGAAGAACACACACACUUCCAUGCACACAUGCAGACAGAUGCAGUCAGACGUGCAGUUGGUUUUCCACAUGAUGGACUGUAAGCAUGUGAUACUAGGCUAAAUUAGGGCCGUCUGCAAGAUUCCUGCCGCUCCUUAAAAGUCCUAGAGAGAUCUUAAAACUGGAAUCUGUCAAAUUUAGGCCAUCAGCUGUCUGAAAUGUAUGGUAGAUGUGAUGUAGGUAUUAAAUUCCAAGAUCUUCUCUGUCAAACUAAUGGCUAAUUAAGCAUUAUCAUUAUUAUUAUUAUUAUUGUUAUUGACUCCAACAUACACUGAGGAACCAGCAGAAAGUGGUGUUAGAUAGGUGUGGGAGAAAAAAUUGAUUCACAUAAGUAUCGUGAUUUUUUUGUUUUACAAUUUUUAAAUAGAUUUUUUUUGUUCAAAAAUAGACUUUUUUUUUCAAGUUUAGGAAUAAAUCUUAAAAACCAAUUUAAAUGUUAUGUAUUUUUUGGCGAAACAUGGUUCCUGGAAUAGUCAGUUGACAAUCAUAAUCAUUCGACUGUUUCACUGGUGUUAAAAAUACAGACUAAAAAUCAAGAAAAUCGACAAUAUACAAAAGUAUAUUGUCCCAGCCCAAGUGUUAGUAUGACACUAUGGGAAAAACCAAUGCGUCAGGAAAAAAGGCAUGCUUUACUUAAAAACUGUAAAGUCAAACAUAAUGGUGUUCCAUAUCAGGGAAGUGUUCUAAGACUUGAUUGACUCUAAAUGUAAUCUUAAAUAGCCUCAGAUAUAACCUUGAAAAUGGACCUCAAGUAUAAUAUUGGAAAUAAAAUUUUUACACAAUAAUGGUGAGAGAGCUGAAAGGAUUUGUGAAGUUAAAAGUUAUAAAAACAGGACCCUAACACUUGCGGUAAACUUCGUCCACAUUUAUGUUUUUAAAGAUUUAAAACAUUAUUUUUUAAUGAGUUACCUUUGCUUGAGUUGAAUUGUAAUUAUCUAUAUUAUUUAUGAAUUACUUGCAUUAUCAAGUACAGUGGGCAGCCUAACAAAAUAUAAUUGAUUUAAGCAAGUUUCUUUUUUUAAUUCGCCUAAACCUUACGUUUGUAGUUUGGGUUGCUUGCAGACACUCUACUUGACAUUCAUUUUGGCUCCCCCCAUGGCAAGAUUGACAGUUACUUAUAUUGUGAUAGAUAUGAAUCUAAUCAUUUGCCUCUGGUUUGGUGAUUAGAGGCUUGGAUUAUACAUGUGCUAGAAAUUGCGUCUCGUUACAUUCAAACUGUUAAAUUUCCGAGUUGGUUUUUAUUCCCUGCAAAAGUUUUGACAGUUGAAAUGUAGACCAGACUUAGGGAUUAGGAUUCACCAACACACAAUGGAUGUGAGUCAUACAGUGAUGUGUUUGUGGUUUUGCCAUCUGUUUUGUGUAUCCUUGGCACUGGCUUAAUUUGGGAACAAGUUUCGCUCUGGUGGAAAGUGCAACUUGACCCAGUUUUUUGGCAAUUAAAUGGCGCUCAUUCCUGCAUGAAUUGCCCCUUGUUCUUCUUUUUUGUAUAUUUUUGCCAAAUACAUCUGCUUUUUGGUCAUCCAUCACACAUGAUAAGCUAUGUUUCAAGAGUAUUAGCAGUGCCAACAUCAUUGGUCAACUAGCAUUAAAAGAAAUCUUACUUCAGGGAAGCAAAAAAAGUAAUAUGCAUUUGGAAUUAUUCAAAAACCAAAGUGUGAGGCAUGUUUAGGCUCGCUCAUGAAACUGAGCAACCCAGGCACUUGGACAAGUAAGCCUCAGCUGUUCAGUAUGCACCACAAAUCUCUACAGCACCACAGUGAAAAAGGACUGUGCUGUUUGCAGAGGUCAGUGGGUGAUUCGUCUACGCAGUCCAUUGCCUUUUGAAGUUCAAGGUCUAGAGCUUGUGCUGUAUAAGUAUGUCUAAGGCUACAUUAUGCUUCUUUCUAUUCUGCCUACUUCUAUCAUCUUUGGGGUAAGGCACAUAUGCUGGUACUUACUCCUUUUAUUUUUCCUAAGGCUGUCUGUAAAUGUGAAGUUAAAAUCAGAAGUAUGAAUUUUCCCAUUGCAGGCUUAGGGGACGUCUCUGUUGACUUAGUGUUUCAUGUGUUGUUUUAGUGGUGGCCUGUGUGCCUUAGCUCAAACAUUUAUCUGUAAAGGCUAUAUGUAGCCCACACUGGACAGCCAGUUGUUGCAAGCUAAUAAGAAAUAGUGUUCUUUAUAUAAAGGAAAAAAUCUUUUACUGCUUAUAAGUGUACUCUGUUUUGUUUUUGUAUGAUUACACAUAAGAAUCAGGGUCGUGAGUCACACACAUUGAGUCACAUUGUCGUGCUUUUUACUCAGCUAGCAACUUACAAAUUGACACUUAUGCUGCGUUCCAGUUAACUUGGAAGUCGGAGCUGGGAAUGACGUUACACCAGAGUUGACGGCGUUCCAGUUAACAAGUCAGAAAACCAAGAUGGACGCCUACAGUUGCCCGUUGUUAGCUGUUGUUUACAAUUGUCAGCUGUCGUUAGCCAUUGUCAGCGGUCGUUAGAGUUGCCAGUUGUAAACAACGCAUAACAUAGUAUUUUACUCUUACAAACACCAUAGCACCAUGUUCACAGUUAGAUGUUGGGCAGUACAACAUACACCACUUAUUUAAUUUCACGAAAACAAAAUAGAAAUGCUGCUAAAUAAUACAUUACAAGAGCUUUUACUUUUACUCUUUACUGUUGAUGCACUGUGCUGCCAUCUUGGAUUAUGACGUCAUCAAGUUGGGGUUGACAAGGAUCAUCCAACUUUCUGAGUCGGACAUCCGACUUCAGGGGGGCGUUCCAGAUGAAUUUCCGACUCGGAGCUUGGAAAUUCCAACUUUUGAGUACAACUGUAACACAGCAUAAGUAUUGAUCUAGGAUGAUUUAUGAUUUCCAGUUUACGAGUAUAAAUCUCUUUAAACUGAAAUUUUUCAUCCACGGUGAAAUCACAACAGAAGUGUUUUCUGUCGGUAUUUUCAUUAAAUCAGAAAAUACAACUGUAUAAGUCUUCCCUGUAACUUUUCUGUUGGCAUUUUCUUCCUACUUGAUCAGUCUGGUUACCAGAGCCCAUGCGGUGUUGCCAUUCAUGUCUGUAUUCAUCAGUUUGGUCUCAUGAUUUUGACUCAGCUCCUUGUGUUUUUGUACACUUCUUGCUUAUUUUUGUGCCGUUUUACCAUUUCUUGUUUUCUUGUCUCUGCUGGUGGCUGAUCAGCUGUCAAACACCGAUCUCAAGCUUGACUCUCUCCAAAUAAAAUAAGACCAAAAUCAAAAAUAUCCCCAUGUUGUCUGCAGAUGUUGAAAAUGAAUGUUUUGUCAGAUUGUUAAUAGGAAGGGAUAAAAUCAACAGUACACUAGAUGUGUUGUAACUCUUUUUAAAGGAUUUAUUUACAUGUGUGAUGUGUGUGAAUAAGUCGUGGCCUAUGUCUCUAGACUUGAUCAAAGUUGUUAUGGGGGUUUUACCAAUCAGAUUCAAGUAUUAGACACAGCCUGGCGAUUAAUAAGAAAACUGGGUAGUGCAUAAAGUUUUUUCAUGUGACAUUGUGUGGAUCACCUAUGUGAGAAAGCUCAACUUAUGUUUAGACAGUUUUGUUUGCUUGCUCUCAGACUGUGUCUUACUUCCGCUGAAUAGUCCCCAAACAUUGAUUGUAGUGUAGUUAAGAGAAGCUUAACUACUGCUGCUUGCAUUCUUAUCUUGGUUCUUGUCCAAUAAUCUGAUAUUUAGCCAGAGGCCGCUCUGUUUAUCAAGCCAGUGUCUUUUCUGGCAAACAGAUACUCACUGCUGCACAUACAGAUAGCCACUGUUUCGGGCUCACAGUAUUUGAUUUUUGCCGUUAACUGGCAUGUUGAUGUUUUUCAACUCAUCUUGGCCAAUUCUGAAAUGUGCUACCCUUUUUUUUUUUUUGAUGGUAGAAAACACAAAGUCUCACUUGUACUAGAAAUUGGCUGUGAAUUUAUUGUGAGAGUCUGUUUAAGAAACAGACAUAAAACAAGAUUUCAUUGACCUAUAAAUGACAAAUGUAUUCAUUUUUUGAAACAUAGCCAUUCAGAAAUAUGGGCGCCCAUACGUCUUGGCAUUGUUAAAAGACUGAAAGAGAGGCUGUGCUGUGGGUGUCUGACACUUCAAAAUACUUCCACUCAGUUGGCUCGCAUUAACAUCUGCUGAUUCAUCAGUUAACUUAUUGAGCAAGCAAUAUGAUGCUGAUAAUAUCAUGCAAAAACAGCAGUGUAUUUACGAUCAACACAAUGUUGAUUUCACACCACAGUCUUGGUAAGCGACAUGUCAAGGAGGAGGCUUUAAGAAAUCCACACAUUUUUGAAGAAUUUGGCUCUUGAAUCCAAGGAUUUGUUAUGAGCCACCCUCUUCCUUCUUUACUUCCCCUGUUUCUCUGAAAAUCACCCCAUGAAAUAAAGCUCUUGGUAUGUGUAUGUGUUUUUGUUUUGGAUAUUGGCUUUGCUGAUGGUGAUUUACGGGGAUGUAAUUUCAUAAUGUGGGUGAAAAGGGGACACAGAGCUCUGAGCAGAUUGUGGUCAUCUCACUUUCUCCUCAGCGCUCAGAUUUCAUGCUGUAGGGGAAACCCAGAAUUUCUAGUGUGUUCAGCUAUAUCCUUUUUGUUUCACUGAUGUACUUGUUGUUAGUUUACCAGUGUUUUUGUCUUAUUAGGUUUAGUAAAGUAUCUCUUUGCUCUACAGAGAUGUCAUCUGUCUGGAGCUGAUUGCAAAAUGGAUGCUGGUUAAUAUUUUAUCCGUCUGUGAUGGUUUUAUUGUGAAAUAUUAUUAAGUUCUCUAAUUCAAGCUGGUGUAGCAUUUUCAGGCACUUCUUCUUAUUCCAACACAUCCCUGUGUUUUAGGAAGACUUGGGCAUAAAAGGAGACUAUGACUCAGUUCUGAAAUCUAGCAGGUCACUGCCAGCCUCAUAACUCAGCUUUACUGUCUGCUCAUGACCUGCUUUUUACCCAUGUAACACAGCGGGAGCUUACAUGCUUUUAACUCAGCUAAAAUCGUGUCUGCCAGAAUAUCAGGCUAAAAGCUGGACACAUGUAAACUCAACUGAGUAAACUCAACAUUUUAUUUGGUCCAAAUUUGACACAUCUACACAUUACAGUCUGUGAAUAGGUAGAUCUAUUCUCUCGAUAGCUUUGGACAAGUUUAUUCCUGGGCUUUGGUUGUUUCAGUCAAUCCCCGGGUUUUAUCUGCUUUUCGUAUUACUUUUGAACUUGGUGGCAUCAGUGUACUUCUGAGCAGGAAAAUGGAAAGACUGAACACCUCUCUAUUAUAUAACAGGCUCUGACUGGAGAGAAGGUGGUUGUCAAUGUGCAGAAUGCAUUAAACUUUCCAACUGCUUCAAGGAGGAUUUUCCCGCUAAGUGUGGAGGAGAAAUAUCACCUUUGCUUUUCAUUUGCUUGGGUCAUAAUUAUCUUGACAGCCUCUAAGAAUUAUUAGUAGAUAAAAAAAAGUUGAGGUCUUGUGAAUUUAAUUUUUAGUUUAUGAAGACUUCCUAAUUUUCCACGAUGUUGCUUGACCUUCUUUUACCUUCCUUGCACCCUCUGUAUAUCUCUUUAUUCAUCUUUUGUCGUUUCAGUUUUUUACAUCCUCUUUUAUGUCUUGAACAGGAUGUCCUUCAUUUCUCUGUCAUUUCACUCUCUUACUUCCUCCCCCUCGCUCACCCCCGGAUCUGGCCCAGACAGGUGGCAGACAACUCUGCCGGUGUGGUUCCAGUUUAGUAUACUUUUUUUUUAUAUAUCUGUAUUUAGCUUGUGAUGUGCACAUACAUUCACUCAUCUGUGCACUUCCUGUAUGGGUCCCUCAGCUUAGUGAAGUAUGUGGUGUUUGUCAGAGUUUGUUUGGGGACCCCACAGAACUCUGUGCCAAAGCAGUACUUUCUCUUAUUCCAUAGGGAAGGAGUGGGUGUUAAAUUAUGUCUGAUUCACUGUUGUCAGUAUACAGUCUUACAAUAAGGGGAAAAAAAAUCAGCCUAUACAAUUGAAUACAAAACCAACAGAACACAAAGCCUUGUGCACAAACUGUUAAUUGAACGAGAGAUCGGCCUCAGGUCUUAAGCAGCUAAAGCCCGUUGUUAUAUGAGUAAAAAUGCUGGUAAUGCUAUUAAAAGGAAGUUGUUUGUAGCCUCAGUCUUUGCCUCAAUCUCCACAAGAGAGACUGCUGGAACGACCUUCAGGAGGACAAUGUUCAUGCAGGAGUUUGUUGUUGAAAACAAUCUCUGGAACCACAACGAUUGCAGAAAAACUGAAGUGUGUGUCACUGAAAUAAAAAAAAAAAUAAUAACUUUUCGCAGUUGUCAGGCUCGAGUUGUAAAUAUAAACAAGUUUAUCCUUGUGACUAAAAAAAAGUUGCUUUUCACCUUUCCAUAGAAUUAUUUCUUCUCAAUGCUGUGAAAGCAUCCAAAUGAAGCAGGAAAGCAGAUCCUCCCCCUCACUGCUCUCCUGCUACUGUUUCUGCGGUCAGACUGCCCACCAGUUUGACUGUGUGUGUGUGUGUGUUAUUGUGUGUCUGGUAGACCACUCAGUGUAUCUACUGUACAAACACACACACAUACACACAUUCACAUACACCACUGCUCAGAUUGCAUUUCCCGCUCUCCAAAUCUGUUUCUGUGUGGGAGAAAGACAGUCGGAGGAUGCAGUGGUUUUUAUUGUGGAGAUGAGGGUCAAGUCUCUCUGAUGAUGCCAGUGCGCCACAACUUCCUACUCUUCUUUUAGCAUAAUCACAGAAACAGCAGGAUUUCCCACCCAAAGUAAAAACAAUGAUUCAGUCACAGGGGAGCUGCUUUGUCGGUCUUUUUGUUUGAUUUGUUGCAAUCUUCAAGUUUUUUUUUCUAAUCUCUGCAAAAGCAAAUAUUUACUGCUUUCUGGGUGAUUUUUCCUCUCAAGUUUUUUAAAUCCCAGCAUAGUUGUGAAAACACUGUUUUAUUUAAAGCUACAAAGCUAUAGCAUUGAGUAAUGUAAGAGAACACAGUUUAAAGUUGGAUUCUGGUGAGAAAUUUCCUUGCUUAUUGGCCUCCAGCAGAGUCCAGAUCCACUGGAUAAAAUGAAAAUAAUUAGUUCAGCAGUUCAGUUACAAUCAUAAGGUCAUUGUAUAGAUAUGCUUCUAAACUGCACAUUACUCCUCUUCUCAUAUAGUCUCUUAAAGCACAGGAUCCACCAUUAACCUCUACAGGGCACCAAAUCUGCUGCUACCUAUCUCCAUACCCCUCUUACCGAGGGACAGGCAUAGGGAAAACCCAGUACCAUCUUUCUCUGUAUAUGUAGCUUUCUGUCAAUGUGUUGCCUACUCCUCUUACUUCAAACCGUACAAAAGUCAUCUGUCAUUUUCCCUGUCUAUUUUAAAAGCAUUUUAGCACAGUCCUGAAGUCCUUUUCUCCUUUUACAAACUUAUGAAUAGAAGAAUAAAAAGAUAAGGGUUACACCUUACCUUCAUCCAAUUACUUGCUACUCUUAUAGUUGAGGUGCCAUGUUUUCAACGGUCGAUGAGCAUGGUAGUAAUUGUUAAUUACUCAUGUAUGUACAAGAGAAGACCGGGUCUAUCAGACACAUUUUGUGUUUGACACAUAAACACUCAGUGAUUAAUUUGUAGGGGUGGGAGAAAAAAAUUGAUGCAGCGCAGUAUCACAAUAUUUUGUCUGGUGAUAUAUCGUGUCAUCUCAUUUACCAAGAAUCAAUUUUUCAAAUUCAUUGCUGAUAUGAAGUCAAAUCUAUGAUAAUGUACUACAUAAAAAUAAAGUACAGUGUAAAUAAGACAAACAAAAAGGAAAGCCAAAUGCUAAAUUAGCUGAACAGUUGAAAAACUUGUGUAAAUUGCAAUAUAUUGUAUCGCAAUUCUCACUGUAUUGCAAAAUGUUAAAAAAUCGCAAUAAUAAAUCGUGGCUUAAGUAUCGCAAUACUAUUGUAUUGUUGCCAACAGUGUUCAUUCAAUGCUCAUUCUUCUUAUAAUUUUUUGAAUACCACAUGCUUUUAACAGUAAAAUGUCAGUUAUUCUUACAUCCGAUUAAAAAACUAAAGAUCAACACUUAUAUCUUCAACUCUGCUGUGAGCAAAUGAAAGUGAAAGAGCAAGCAGCAGAGAGAGCACCAGUAAAGUAAACAUAACAGUGAGAAGUUAUUUCCUGGUUGUGUGACAGUAGUUGUACUCUGAAGAACCAAUCGUAUCCACACCUGAGCGUAAACAUGCAGGCAGGCCUUGGGUUUGAUUUGUUUCAAGCUGAUUUUGCGCUUCUGUCUGUCUGCUGCGUGUGUUUUCCUGAUGUCCAUGCGCUGCUAAAUCCUCUCUUCACUGGUUGGUGAAUGCUGAUGUUUUCUUGAGUCCUUAAGCAUCUAAUGCAAACACAGGUUAAGUUUGUCUUUUGUUGCAGACAGUCAGAGAGAGACAAUGAAAUCACUUCCUCUCUAAACUGUGUGUUUUUUUAAAUAUAAGCUGUCGUUUGCAAAGAUAGUUGUUGAAGACAGACAUGACUGGUAUAUAGUAACCAUUUAAUAUCCUUCACCAGCUCUUAUCUCCAUCUCUCUUAUACUACUUCUCCUUUCUGUCCUAUUCCAAGCCUUGCUCCUCUGUUUGAUAUUUCUCUUUACUCUCCUCCAUCACUGCCGCUCUCCUCUUUUAUUGCCCUACUUUCUUCCUCUCAAUGCUCUUUAGAUUCCCACCAACCCAACCCAACCUCUGAGUCCCGCUUUCCACGUCAUAAUCAUGGUCAUCGUGUUUCUCUGCUCUUGUCUCCUCUCUUCCUCUUCCUCAGUAGUUCAAACGCACGCUGUUAAAUAGACCCCGCUGCCGUUCUGGCAAUAAGACAAACACAAGAAAUGCAGCAGAGACAGCCAGACAUUUAUUACACAAACACUGACUGGGUACUGAUAUAGUAGCUGUGGUUUGAAGCUCUUUAGGGUAAUUAGCUUGUAUUGAACUGUGUCUUAUCCUGUGAUAUGACAAUUAAGUUACAUUACAUAAGGGCUGCUUUAUUAUGGCGAAAAUCAUAACCACAUUUUUUAAAAUAUUGAAAACACUCUGAGCUUUUCAAAAACAUUAAAAUAAAUGAAAGUGAAAUUUACUUUAAUAAGUGGAACUAACUGUUCAUCUUUUUUGUUUAUCAGUUAGCCUGUCUGUCCAACUAAGUAGAUAUUACACACACAUGCACACACACUUUCUCUUACUUCUCUAUCUGUUCUACCCCGGUUCAUAAUUAAGGUAAGAUAAGAACUUUAUUGAUCCCCGAGGGGAAGUUCCUGACUUCCUCAAACUCCCUGAUUUAGUUCUACAUUGACCUGAGCUCAUAAUGAUGACAUUAAGUGAGAGCUGUUUAAGAGGGAGGGGUAAAGCACAUGCUCAGUUUUAGAGAAGAAAGAGGGGUUGUUCCUCAUCAACCAUUUAGGACACAAUGAGCAAGACGCAGUAUCACUUAGUCUCUAUUAUCUUAUUCUUAUGAUAGUGUGGAGUCAUAAUCACAAUUGAAACUGAAACCCAAUUAAUUGCCAGUUCUGUAUCACAUUAGAAUCUUUUUUAAUUUUUUUAUUUUAAUGCUUCUCGUGGGUGUUUUCUCUUUCUUUUUUUUUUUUUUUUUUUGCUGUCUUGUCUGAUGAGCUUGACUCCCCCUGGCUUCUUUCUUCAGCCUUAAUUCUUUGAUUUCUUGAUCCUUCCCUCCAUCCUUUCUCUCUGCCUCAUGUCACCUUCCCCUCUUGGAUUCCCUCCUCCCAAACUCUCCAUCUGUUCAUUAUGUGGCAGCUUACCUCUGCCUCAAAACUAAUUCACCGUUUUCUUACAGCUUAUUCGCAGUGUUCUGCUCAAUCUCAGCUGUUUCCUUUCCCUAAAUAGUCAUUUUCUGUUGUCAGCUUACUGUUGAAAUGAAGGAGCUAAAUGCAGCGGCAUCACAACAAAAUUGUAAACAUUUCUGAAUCAUGAUUUUACAUCAUACAUUUUUAAGCUUUGAUUUAGGGCUGGGUGAUAAACCAGAAAAUUAAUUUCUGAUGUUAUUUUGCCCGUAUGGGUAUAUUCAGUGUCAAAAAAUGAAUAAAUAAAAGUUGGUUUUGGAUGUGUGUAGGUAGGCUAUGGUCUCAUGUCCCUUUAAGAUGCUGUCCUACAUUGGAGAUGUGACUCCACCCAAUCCAGUCUGUAACACAGAGGGAAAGACAGGUGAGGGGAUGGAGAACAGUUCAAAAGUUGUGGCUGGAGCAACAGCUGAAGUAGACAAAGUUAAUGUGGGAAUGGUUGAGCAGCUUGUGGAGUAGUUAAAGUCCAUAUGCACUCAUCGAGGUGAACUGCUCAAUAUAUCGUGGUAUUGAUUUGAGGCCAUAUCGCCCAGCCCUACACUCAUGGCAGACAUACUUGGACUACAACCAUGAUCCAUCAUACUUUUGUAUAAUAAAUGCUGUGAUUUUUUGCUUAGCUCAUACUGAUACAGAAAUGUAAACACAGGCUCAAUCUGAUUGUAUUAAAAUGCUGAGUUUUCUGUAGCCAAGGCUUGUUAGAGUGAACUUGUUUUAUAUACUGCAGAGCAUGCAAAUAACAAAAAAAAAAGUGCUCAUCAAGUUAAAUUUUGAACCAAACUUAGAUGAAUGGCAGGGGAUUUCAGUUAAGUAUUAUCUUCAGAGACAUACACAUAAAAGCACGACCUACGUAUGUUAAUUUUACAAAAUCCUAAAUAUCUCUUGGGCACACCAGGUUCAUAUUCUAGUAUUCCUCUUCUAUCUUCUGUCAUCUCCUCUUAUCUCUCCCUGACCUACCUGCUUCUCCUGUCACAGUGUUUUCCAUGCUACAAAACUGUCAUCAGUGUCAAAAUUCCCUGGUCCAAAUUAAGUUCUCCCCUUUCUUUCCCUCUACUGUCUACAUUCCUCAGAUUUGUGGGUGUAGAUAGACCUCUCUCAGCGCCUCCUCACAUUCCUCCAUCACUCUUCCUCCAUUCCUCUGUAGAUUCCUGCCACCAGAUGAACAUUUCAUCUUUACCUUCUCAACCCCUUUCGAGCCCAGCCCACCUCCUCAUUAAAGUGAAGUGAAUACGUUCCACUUCAGAUUCCGACUCCAGAUUGUUGGCGUCUCCUCUGGGAGUAGAAAGCAGGCGGGAGGGGGAUUGUCAGCUGUAACUGCUGGCCUCUCAGAUGGAUGACAUAAUUGGCAUCCUGAGCAUUUACUGGACUGGAGAAAGGCUGAGGGUGGGAGGUUGGAAAACCAUGCAACGGCCCUCCAAGGAAAGCUCAUAUAGAUUUAAAUCCCAGUUUGGCAGCAUUACCUUACAGUGAACGCUUCUGCAUUCUACAACCGUUAUUUUUUUGCACUGUUGACAAGCUGCAGUCACACACAGUUAGUCACGUCCAUGCUCUGCACUUGUGUUUGACAUUCGGCCAACAUGCAUUCUCUGUGUGUCCUGGUAAGUGAGUGAGCUCACCGGGGAGGCGUGAGGACAGGAAAAGGAAGUGUUUAGUUAAACUGUGAACAAUGCUGUGAAUGAGACAGCGCUGGACUGGAGCAGGAGUUAAAACAGGGGCAAUGGGAUAAGACAUUAGCCCCUUUAAAAUUUGAAUGGCCAUGCUCAGGGACUCAAUGAGUUGCUAGUAGGUGUUAAUAUAGUUUUUAUGUUUUUUUUUUUUUUUUUUUAGUUGUGAUAAGAUUGAUAUUUUUCCUCUCUUAAAGGUGGGGUAGGCAGGAUCUGAGGAAGUGCCAGUUUUUGGGAGAAAUCUUGAAUGUAAACUCUACCCCUCCCAACCAGUUUUCCCCUCAGCUCCUCCUCUCCCCUCCCUCUCUGCUCCAGCAAGCUCCACCCACAAACAGACACUCCCACUCGACCGUAUCAUUUCAGUUAAAUUCAGAUAUAAUGCAGAUAGAUACUUUAGAUAAUUACAAACAGGGCCAGUCAAUGUGAAAGUAAAAAGCAUUGGUGCUACCGUAGAUGCCAACAGACUACUAGCAAACACAGGUUUUAUGUGCAUGUAUAAAGUAAAACAUGAGCAGAGGUAAAAUAAAUCAAAUUCUGGCUUUGUGUCACAAGCUAAUUCCCGUUUUUUUAUUGCUAAACAAGAUUAUUGAAAACAAAGAGGGCUCCAUCUGUUUAUUCAGAAAUAUUCCCUCCUAUUUUCAGUGUCACUUCUCACUCGUUCUUUAAUUAAAAAAUAUAUAUAUAUUUGAUGCAAACUCAUGAAUAGAGAUGAACAUUGAGAACACACAUUUAUAAGUAGAAGUACAUGAUUGGUCAGUACUGCUAAGCUCACGGACAAACAGUGCUUUAACCAGUGUUCUGUGUUAUUGCACAGAUGUUUCAGGUAAAGACUCAUCUUCAGGAUUCUGGCAAGCAAACUCAGAGUGUGUAUGUCUUUUGCCAACAACUUUACCUGGAAGGUUUCAUCUCAAGUUUGGUUCUUUUUUUAGCAGUAGGACUCACGGUUUGUUUGACAGCUUAAGUCACACUCUAAUGUGUUUAACAUAAACAUAACAGCCUGCCUCAGUGUUGACCGUGUUAAUAUUUGGAAACAGGUCUUCAUGGGCCGGCUGUGUUGAUUAAAUACCAAAGGUCUAUUACAUAUUUGCCCCUUGAAUUUGGCUUUGACACCAGCUGAGAGGCUCAUUACUCAUGUAGGCUAUAAAAAGCCUAAAUUUGGGGGUUUAAAGUGAAGCAAGCUGUUAAUAGUUUGUUACAUUACAGCUUCAUGUAGGACUGGGUUGUGUUUGGAUCAGUAUGGUCAUGACAAAGUUGGGCAUAAAAAGUUGUUUUACCGUUUAUAGCUGAGCGAUCCCUUCAGUUGUCCAUAGCAACAGAAGCAGUCUUUUUUUUAAUACAAGCAAAUGUGCUUAAAACACUUUAUACAAAACAGUCAUCUGUGUAAUAACAUUUGCAUGCAAACUCUGUAAUCGGAUGCGGAGGCAGCAAAGCUUGACUGUCCGUCUUCCUGUGCUGUAGUAGAAAUCAUCAAACAAGUGGACCACAAAGCAGCUGUACUUUAUUGUGGGGUUGGCAGGGCACAAUCAUGCAAUCAUUAGUUAUUUCCUGCAGUUAUAGGCAAUGAAUCACAGGACAUAUAAAAAAAUAUACAAAAAAUUCUUUGGUUUUAGGAAGAGCAUCUCCACUCUUUGAUGAUAUUGAGUAAGUGAGAGCAAGAGAGGCUCACUGCAUUUUUAGAUACAAGCAACUGCAUUCCAUUUAUUCAAAUUCAUCAGAUUUCAAGACGACCACAAACUUCAAAACUUGCUGUGAUACAGAUUUUUUAUAUAUCAUAUUACUUGAUCCAUCAAACAGGGUAGCAGUUAUCUUAAACCUCUUAUUGGGGUUUAAAACUUCUCAACAUGUUUGUAAAAAGAGAUGGUGAGAUGAUAUGAGUGUGUCAUUGAGCAGCUUUUGUAAUUCAUGACUCUGAGAGCUUCCCUUGUGAAAGUAAGGCUGAAACUCCUUACACCCUCCUGAGCUUGUCUGUUUAUGACCUUUCACCUUAUGACCAGAACUAAUGCCAACCUUUAGUCUGACCUUUGUAUUUAGACAGAUGGAGAUCAUUCAAAGCUCCAGCCCAGUAACUGCCCCUCUUUUUUGGUCCAGAGCACACUGUGCAUGUCUUGCUCUGAAAACUUAUUGUUAUUAUUAUUAUUAUUAUUUUGUUUCAUACAAUAAAGAUUUAUCCAAAAUAAUAAAGUAAAUUAUUUUCAAUUGACUUUUGUUUAUUUUGACUGAAUUAAAAUUUAAUUGCUGAAAACUUUUUAGCAAAAUAUUUUGAUUUUAUGCCCUUUUAGCUGAAUUGUACAUAUACAUUUCAUCCAGCAUUAAAAAGGAGAAAAAUGUUAAAGUAACUUUUUUAUUCUUGAUUAAUGACUAACUCAUUACUCAAACAUUUUGUCCAUUUUUACUCCCUUCUGGAGUGUGGACAUACCCACAGGUACAAAGACAUGUAUUUUUCUGUGCUCUUGUUUGUCAUAGUUUCUUAAAACUCCAAACAAAGGUGAAGGCGGAAGGUUGAAGUAAUACACUGUCUGUUCCCCAGGGAACGAGAAGCUAUGGUUGGCCUCUGAGGCCUAAGGACACAUUGUCUGGGUCAUUGUCAGGCCACUGUCUGUCUCCACCUCCCAUAUGCUCCCGACAGUGGUUCAAAAGUGGUUAAAGCUUUAUCCUAGUAUGUCAGUUGCAGUGGCUUGGUUUGGUGUGGCUGUUACUUUGAUUUAUAGCUGCUGUUUCAGACUUUGAAUUGGGGUUCUCAAAACAGCAGCUGUUUAAGUCCUCUUCAUAAAUAGUGAAGCACAGUUGACCCUUUUUUGACCCUUUAAAUACUCUUACAGUUUGGCUUAGUUUUAGGGCAACAAAGACAGCACUUCACAGAGCUUUGAAAUGGAUCCCUCAGUCUUCUUAUUUCAUUUUUUCUCUGUUAGACUUUAGCUGUGCUGAUCUAGUUCCUAAUUUUAGACCAACUUGCUUCUCUGAAAACUUGAUUUAGAUGUUAAGUGAUGAAAGCCUUCACUUGGUUAAUAAAAUAAAAAAUAAUGAUGACGAUUAUGAGAACAGAGAGUCAUCUGCUGUAAAUGAUUUAUUUAUAUAUCAAGCUAGCAGCCUCUGUUUUGGAACACCUCUGAUGGUGGCAUCGGUAGUCUAACUGCAGUUCUCAUAAGCCUUGUAGUAUAACGGUUGUUUUCACUUCUGUGUAGCUUUUGAGAAGUGUAGAUAUUUUACUGAUCUGGUUGUGUCCACAGAAGUUCCAAUUCCCACGGUAAAGUCGAAGUCACAUGAAGUGCUCUGUCAUGGUCUUGCAUGAAGUCACUGCAUCCCGCAUCCCAGCAAUUUGCAAACAGCAGAUAUCCCAGCAUACAUUCACCUUAAGAGGGUCAUACACACACACAGUUGAUGUCCUGAUAAGCUAACACAUAACUAACCCCCAGUAACCAGUCUGUGAGAACAUGCCCAUAAAUUCUUAACGGCUAUUACAGGUCAAAUAACUGGAAAGAAGCCUGCCAUAAUUAGAGUUAUAAAAGAGGACUUGAGACUUGGAUUAAGAGAACGUGGGACAGUACAGUUGAAGACGAGCUUGUGCAGUUAGGACAGUGAAGCAGUGACAGCAAUGAGACUUCACCCUAGGACUCCCCGGUCGUUUACUGAUUCUUAGUUGACCUAGCUUUCAGUGUUUGGAUCUGACCGAGUCUGGUCCUCUGCCAGUCCUGGGUCACCAUGGCCUGCUUGCUCACGUGGCUGUAUUCAACUCAGCUGGAUCCCCACAGGGUGCAGAGGGGAAAUUUGAGUCCUCAUUGAUGAUAGAGACCACAGUGAUAGAGCCUGCAUAGAUCUAUGAAGGUACUUACAUUAUCAGGCAGGUUGGAUUAUUUUUUACCCAGACUGCUGUUUAUGGUUUCAAAAUGUAUUGGGGUUACAUUGGCUACAGUAAAGAUUGAUUUCAUUGAUGAAGUUUCCAGGCUGUGUCUUUGAGUUAAACUUUCUCAUGUUUCUUGUUGAAAUUUGUUGAUGUUCUGUUACUCUGUGCUCUGGAAGUCAUGAAAACCUCACCCAUGAUCUCUAAAAAUGUUGCUGCCUUUUGUUAAAACUGUUUAGUUGUAUAAUUUAUGCCCUCUUUGAACCUAUUCAUUACCAUUAGUUGCAGUGGCCUGCUGUGCCUGGCGGCGCUAUUUGUGAGAGGCUAUUGGUGACAAUAAGGGAGGAUUUUCCCUCUGUGGUGAUUGUGUCUGAGACAGUGGAGCAGUGUUCAGGUUAAUCCCUUUAAUCUUCAUUAGCAUAGUUUGGUUACCAGUCUUUACAAGUGCUUGGCACACUCAGUUUGACCUGGCAGCUAUCUACCAGUGUUGCCUGCUCUAUCACGAAAUCUUUUCUGCUAAUACCCUGUUAUACAUGCACAUAAAACAGGCUCACAAAUGUAUUGCCAAGUAGAAGGUUCAUGCAUAAGAUAAUGACCCAAUUGAACUUUGGUGGUUGACCAUUGUCUCCAAGUUGCAGUCUUAAUCCACAAAUGUUCAGCCAAGAUUACAGCCCCCUGUUUAUCCAGUAUUUCUCUUGUCUGCUGUCAGCAUGGUAUCCAUUUAGUCCCACAGGAGGCCUUACUGGCUGCCUCUGAUUUGGCCUUGGCCCAUACUGUCGGCUUUGGCAGUGUAAUUUCCCCUGACAAGCUGAGUGUUAGCGCUCAUCCUGUUGACCCUGUUGGUGUAAUUUGGUUUCUGGUGAACUUGUCUACCACCAUGUCGUGCUUCUGUAUGAUUUAUCUGACUGUUUCAGUCUGUUCUCUGUGAAGGUGUCCACACUGAAUAGAUGUAUAUCAGAUUGGUCCAAAGUGUAACCAAAGUCUUUUCAGAGGUGGUGCUUGUUGGGUUGCAGGUUCAUGUGAUGGGUAAUCCAUCUACAUGAUGUCUCGAAGACAUUCAUUUUUUUAGGACAAAGUUCAAAAUAUAAUGAAGCUUUUCAUGAUGUGGGCUAACACAGAUUGUUUAUUUGACUUAACCCAUACAACCACUCCACUGACUGAAUCAAGCACGAACCUGAGACCAAAAAGAGUCUGUAUGUAUGUAAUCGUUACAAAGACCCAGCAGUGCCUUCACCUUUCUGUCUGCACAAUCAUAUUCCUGCUUUUGAGGCACAGGUAGAGGAGAGCAGCUGAGAAAAAUGCACCAAAAAGGAGAUCAGAAAUAUCAAAGGCUGACAUUUUUAAAUGAACCUUCAGUCCUUUUUAUUUGUCUGCAGCCUAUUGAGCUGCCUCUGAACUGCAGAGGAAAUCACUCUUUUGUUUGACUAGUACAUUUACAUAUUGCAGUUAAUCCGGACUGUCCGUAUUGUGAUUUGGUUGAAAAGGAACAGAUCACCUGCUGUACCUGAAUAAAUUAAUAAAGUCCAUGACCACAGGUAGAUGGAAGCACUUGCAGAGAAACUGAACAGCAGGAUUCUUCUUACCUUCUUUUUUUCUAUCUCUUUUUUGUAGUUUAACAUUCCCUUCAUUUCUCUGACAACCAAAUGAUUAAGGUAUAGGGCUGGGCGAUAAACCAAAAAAUUUACCAAUACUGAAAUUUACAAGAAUAUAUUUAUAUCAAUAUAUUUGGUGUCAAAAAAAUAAAAGUUGGUUUUAGAUGUGUGUAGGUAGACUAUGGUCUCAUGUCCCUUUAAUAACGCUGUCCUAUGCCAGAGACAUGACUUCCCCCGCCCAUCCAGUCUGUAACAAAGAGGGAAAGACAGGUGAGGAGAUGGAGGACAGUUCAAAAGUUGUAGCGGCUGAAGUAGACAAAGUUAAUGUGGGAGGGGGUGAGCAGCUUGUGGAGUAGUCAUCGUCCAUUUAUCGUUAUCUGCUCAAUGAACUGCUCAAUAUAUCGUGAUAGUAUUUUGAGGUCACAUCGCCCAGCCCUAUUAAAGCGUGCCAUCAGCAUGUGUCUGUUUGCUCUCUGCCCCCAACAAACUAGAGGGAAGAUAUUUAUAAGAGCUGAAGAGGAAAAAAGACAAGGCCUGUCUAGUCCACACACAACACUUACUCUGUUUCUGUUGAAAGCUGUUGUAUUUCAUCUGUGAUGCAAACCCUCAGUGACUAGUUCAGGCGGGAAAAAGUGCUUGUCAUCUGAAUAUUUUAGAAGAAGAAACUAUUUAAACUGGUCCCCUUGCUUUUGAUUGGGCAGUGAGGGUGGACAAACUGAUAUGUUGGAGGAAAAUACAGCAGUGAUGACUCAAAGGAAGCUUGUCGGACUGAAAUGAAUAAAUCAUGACUUCUUUGAGUAAGCUGUAUUUUGACAGAAGGCGGUGAAACACUCAGAUAAAACAAAGGUGCAGCAGCAUCCACACAUCUGUCGAUUUUAACGGUAACAAUUUGAAAUAGUAAAUAAUUUAUUUUAACACUUCACCACUGGAAGCUCAUUGUGUUUUUUCUUUAUUUAUUUUUUUGGUGCCCUCCUUUUGUUUUGUGCAUAUUUGAUGUCGAACCUUUUUAAUUAACACUUUUCUUUCUUUUUGUCUUUUAGUCCUGUGUGCAAAGAACCUGGCAAAGAAAGACUUCUUUCGUAAGUAAAGCCUAUUUUUACAUGUUUCUAUUCCUGUCCCACUCCCUCCCUUAUGCAUCAGAAUGGGCUUUGUCAGCUGGAGCAGCUUGUUGGCUUUUGAAGCCACACUGCUCAUAAAAGUCCCUUAGGAGAGGUCUGUCUGUUCUGAACACCUUUAGACUUGGCACACAGAAGGAGCCACUGAUAACCCUACAUGUAGUAAAAAAAAAGUAUCAUAUCCACUAAAAUACAAAAUUCUUCAGAUUUUAUCAAAAUAAGAAAAAUCUUCAAUCAAGCUGGACAGAAGUUACAUCUGAUAAUGUCCAGAUCCUAACCAAUACUUAAUGCCGAUAAAAUCAAUAGAUGUUACAAAUAAUAAAACAUGUCAUCCUUUAUUUAUUGUUGACAAAUUAAGAAUAUUUUCUUUUUUGAGAAAAGUACAAGAGUACAACAUCUGGGUUAAUGGUAUAAGUGUGAGCUAGAGGUGCACGAUUAAUCGAUUUUAAAUCAGAAUCGGAUUAUUUGAUUAUGACGAUGUUAAAAAAUGUAAAUCAUCAAAUUGAUUUUCCACUCUAUCAUGUCUCGUACCUGCAGGCCACCGUAGGCUCCCCCUUCCUGCAGGACCGCCUCCCAGUUCCCACACAAACCAGUUUAAACAAACAUGACAUUUGCAAAAGAGGGCGAUUAUUUUGUUGCUAAAAGGGGCAAGAAUAAGUCAGUCGUGUAGAAUUAGUACGGCUUUGCAGUUUUGGAUGAAGAGCAAACCACUCCCCACUGCAAAGUCUGUCUGGAGGCGGUAUUAACUGUUUCAUCCACACGGAAGCCACAUUUUGGGUGACAGUACUUUUUGGAAAUGGGUCAGAGAGUGCAUAAAUCUGUAAACGACUACCAUUUCAUCUUCGUGUGGAUACCUAUCUGCGUCUCUCUUGAAACGAUUAUGUUGCACACAACAUUUUUUAUGGCGCCUGCACGUGUCCAUCCAAAACAACCUUAAUACGCAUGUUCUGUACUCUUCUUCUGUCUUCUGUGCAUUUCCUCCACAGUGUUACAGCGCCACUUACUGGCUUGGCAUAUGCACUACAUCGUUUUCGGUGGUUUCGUUUUGAGAGAUAAUGGAAAAACUUAUAAUUAGAGUGAAGUUUGGUGAAGUUGUCACUGAAUAAAAAAUCGAAAUCUAGUUUUUUAGAAAAAAAAAUCGGGAUUUUUUUUGGGGGGGGCAAAAUCGUGCAGCGCUGGUGAGCAAAGUUUUUUAUCCUUUUAAGAACUCAAUCCAGAUGGGAGACUGUAAUACUAUGAUCCCACCGAGCAUUUUUUGGUCUUAAAGAGGUCUAAUAGACGUCUAAAUUUAGCCUAGACGAUGGUCUAAAAUCAGGCUACCACAGGUCUAAAAAUGAAAGUUUUUUCAGACGUCUGAAUUUGGACCAAGUUCAGACUAGCCGGCUAACAGAGGUAUAACUGUAUAUUGCUCAAUGGCUAUCAUAAUUAUUUUGGUUAACUACUUGAAGAUCAGUUAUGCAACUCACAGUUGCUUUUUGAAAUAAAUAGUUAUUGAAUAUUGGGUUGAAGUGCAACGUCUAAAUUCUGUCUAAAAAUAUACAGAAUCUAGACAGUUGAAAUUAGGUCUAAAAAAAAAACUAGACGUCUAAUAGCCGUCUGUUGCUCAAUGGGAUGGGACUGGCUUGGAUAAAACACACAAGCAAACAAACAUACAGUGCAUAGAUUAAAACCCUGAUUGUCUGGGUCAUCAGAGGUAGGAAGGAUAAUGUUUGCUUUCUGGGUUCUUUUCCUUGAUAGUUGACUUUUGGCUUUAGGCUGUUAGACACUUAAGUAAGCUAGACACGAUCCUUCCUGUGCCGUUGGCAAAAUUGUAAGAUGAGAUGAGCUACUUGGUUUCACCAUGAAGACAUUUCUCACAAAAAUUACCCUCAAGGAAGCCACACCUUUAUACCCCAGUCGCUGGUUAUAUUUAUGUUAAACGCACUAAAUUGCAGUUGCAGGAAUAUUUUUGGCAGAAGUUCCUCAGUGGGAAAGUCACGGCAGCUUUAUUUUGGUCUUCAGCUCAUGCACACACAAGUAGUGUCACAUGAAAGAAUAAUGGCGACUGAACAGGUUUGACUUGUACGAAGUAUCGUUGCCAAGAGGUAAAUACUCUUGACACAUUUGAAAUACUCAUGUAUGCAUGCAUGGUCACACAGAAUACCUCUGAUGACCACACAAAGAAGAGUCCCGUAUCAGAUGUCUAACUCCGUAAGACUGGGAAAGAGCCAGUCUGUUUGUUUUACAGUUGCUGUUGAUACAGUACACACAAACUGAAAUGAAGAAAGAAAGCAGCACAAGAAGAACAAAGGGGCCUUAAUAAAACUGAUAAUCAGGUCAGUUAAUGUUUAUUUAAAAGGCCAGUGAGCUCACCUGAUCAGAGUGACUCAUGUAUGAAUGACUCUCAACAAGCAGGACACACUGUCAAUAGUUUUUCUUUAUUUUUAAAACAAUAUUCACAAAGCCAAAUGUUCAAAAUACUACCAAGGCAACAGCAACUCAAACACAAAGGUACCAUCAGUCGGCAUGUUUUAUGACAGGCACACAGUUUGUCUUCAUAGCUCCAUUUCUGGCUCAGAUACAUUUGCAGCAUUACUUUUUUUUUUUUAUUAAAUGAAUAAGACCAAACUUUAGUUCACAUAGCUUGAAGUGUUUCCACAUGCUAAACAAAGAUGUAAAAAGAGCAAUCUUACAAAAUAAAAGCACGUCACCUCAAUUAUGAAGCAGUACGAUCAAACCCCCUUUCUCCAGGCAGAUAAUAUCAAAACAUAGACUGACAAACAUUAAAAAGAUUGACAUCAAAUUAAGCUGAUCGCUUUUGAUAGUCCCCCUAAGUGUGGUCCCCUGACAUCAAUCACUCUUCCUUUAUUUUCUUUUUGCGGCAUUCCCUCUCUCUGCUAAAUUAUGAUUCAAACACAGCAUUUACUUCCAGGAGGGUUUUUUUUAAGGGUUUGUGCCAUCCAUGUUGUAAUUGUUCGCAGUUGUGGAUUUGUGGAAAAUAGUAUUCCACCUCAGCAGUUAGAAAGUAGAAUAAAGAAUUGUAGGCCAAUAUCUUUGCUGCAUUCCAGUUACCUCGGAAGUUGGAUGUCGGAGCUUGGAAUGAUGUUACACCCAAGUUGCUUGCCUUGUGCGAAUAUAACAAGGACAAGGCAAGCGCUAAAAUAACUUUCCUAGAUGUAGCCAUCUUGUUUCCGCCUCCGUUUCGCUUUUUUCUGACUUGGUAACUGAAACGCUGGUAAUUUGGGUGUGACAUCAUUUUCAGCUCCAACAUCUGACUUCCUAAAGCCUAAAGGAAUAAAAAAGGAAUGAGAUCGAUCAUAAAUUCUUAACCAAAGUAACUUUAAUGCAAAGUGUGAAGGACCCAUGUUGACAUCUCAAGUCUUUGUAAAUAUUGGAUAACACAGACUAAUUUGUAUAUGGGACAAACAGAGGUCAAAAGUAUACAUGUUUUGUCCUUUGUAAUGAGAAUAAUUCUAAUAACGUUAUUGAGGUAUUCAAGGUAUCUGUUUCCUCACAGGGUUGCUAUGGUUGUCAACAAAGCUCAUCAUAUUGUUUCUCUCUGCUCUAAUAGGGCUGCCAGACCCUUUUGCCAAAGUCGUGGUGGAUGGCUCAGGACAAUGCCACUCAACAGAUACUGUGAGAAACACGCUGGACCCAAAGUGGAAUCAACAUUAUGAUCUGUAAGUCAACAAGAGCAGAAUGACAUUUCUGCCGUAUACGCUUCAUUUACGAACAAAUGAGGCAAGUGUUGUGUGUGUGUGCUUUUGUGUACACCUAGUUUGAAUAGGUAAAUAAAGCAUUGUUGUCACAGAAAUGCAGCAUGCUGGUUUUGCUCGCCAUAAUAUCUCCGCGCUGCUAUGACAAGUGUUUGAGGAAUGUGGAUCGAGUAGCCCCUUCACUGUGUGCAGAAACACCCUUCGAUAAAGCCUUUCAGAACAAAACAUCUUGUCAAGUCAGAUUUUAGACAUACUUUGUCUCAGACCUCACCAAUACAUGCAGAUGUGACCUUUUGUACUGGCUUCACACAAUAUGAGAGCUAUUUUUAGUCAUCGGUCUCCGGACAAAGCCAAGUAUCAGCUUCCAAGAAUUUCAAAAUUUUACAAUUAUUUGAUGAUGAAGAAUUAAGAAAUAUAGGAGAGGAAAAAAUACUCAAUGACUUCUUAAAAACCUGAAAAACAUUUAAACAAAAUUCAAUAAUUUUAUUGUCUGUAGCCAUAAGACACUACUGACUGAAUUAAGUCUAACACAAAGUGCUCCUUUGAAACUGUGUUCUUGACUCAGUAGAGGGAGGAGUGUUUUCACCGAGGCUGUGUGCUGUGACUGUUCAUGUGCUAUGUCGACAGGCCGUUACAAGGAGCAAUUACCCCAAAGGACCCACUGGCAACAAAAGCUUACUUAUAGUGAUGACAGAUGAAGGGAAACAGUGUUGAUAGGAGAAGGAAUAAGGAGCAAGGAGGUCUGAGAGAAAGAGCUGGAAAUUGUUGUGAAGGGACUGAAAAAGGCUAUGAGGCGCAGGUAAAAAAGGGUUUACAGAUGCAUAAAUCAAACAAGGAUGUAAGUGUACUGUUAUGGGAUGAAUUAUGUGUUGAAUCAUUUGUUUGCAAAACUGAAACUGUAAACAGAAAGCGAUGAUGUUUUGAGUUUACCAUGGAUACAUCUUUCCUGUCUAAUUUCACUCGCUCCUGUUUUACAACGUUAUUCAUGAUCUGUCUGCGUUCACCUCAGUUUGCCACUGUCUUCCACAUUAAACUCUGCCCACUUCCGCACUGAUCCGCACUAUCUUAAAAGAGUGUUGUUUCCCGCCAGUGACCCCUGGCCUCUUCCUCUGGUUUAGGAAAUGGCCAACAUGCCACAGAGAGCAGAUGAGAGUGUGGGCUUGGCUGGUUGCCAUCUCCAGUCUUCAGUGUUUGGGGUGGGAGUGGGGGGUCUUAUCCUGCCAGGGGCUUGGAUAACUUGUGUUUUACACCGUAGAAAGCUAAACCAACCAUCUUUUAGUUGAAAGGGCAUGAACUCACAGUAGUAUGUGGGUCUGGUUUUGGCAAGUUCCCUCCUCAUACUUGGUGUCCAAUUUCCUGCCCUUUCAGUAUAACUAUUCACUUUGCUUUGGUUGGAGAGUCAGACGGGAUUUCUGCUUGCUAUGAUUUUACUUUUGAUUAAAUGUUGUGUAUGUCCUGCUGUGCAUAUCACAUCUCUUUAAAACACAGCCUGCUUGAGUGACCUUUUCAGUCUGCAGACAUGUUGUCUAACAAGAUUUGUUUUGUCACCUGUAAACUUUACAUCUUGGAGUCUUCUGAGGCCUUCACAUACAGUUAUGAAAAACGCGCUGAAUUCUUAAUUUUGACUGAUAUUUGUUCAACUCUAAGUUUCUCCUCAUUCCAUUCCUUUCUGCAGUAAGUUGGCACAGAACUAGAAAUGCCAGCAGACGUUUGUGUCAACUUUUUUGUCUUAGUCUUGGACUUCAGUUUUUUUUUAAUUCAUAAUUUGGUUACACUAUGUUCACAAAAUGCUUGCCUUCCAAGGCCAAAUAACAGGAAAGGUCACAGGACAGGUUCUGCCACCUUCAAGAAGCACUCAUGUAGGGCUGGGCGAUAAACCAAAAAUUUACCGAUACCGAAAUAUACGACAACAAUCGACAUCAUUCUGCCCAUAUCGAUAUAUUCUGUGUCAAAAAAUAAAUAAAUAAAAGUUGGUUUUGGAUGUGUGUAGGUAGGCUGUGAUCUCAUGUCCCUUUAAGACGCUGUCCUACAUCAGAGACGUGACUCCACCCCAUCCAGUCCAUAACAAAGAGGGAAAGACAGGUGAGGAGAUGGAGGACGGUUCAAAAGUUGUAGCGGCUGCUGAAGUAGACAAAGUUAAUGUGGAAGGGUGUGAGCAGCUUGUGGAGUAGUUAUCGUCCAUUUAUCGUUAUCGAGGUGAACUGCUCAAUAUAUCGUGAUAUUGAUUUGAGGCCAUAUCGCCCAGCCCUACACUCAUGGCAGACACACUUGGACUACAACCAGGAUCCAUCAUAUUUUGUGUUGACUAUUGCUUACGUAUAAAGAAUUUUGUAUUAUCAAAAUUGGAAACAUCUCUGGAAGCAUGUGUGAGAAAGUAAAAAAAAACAAACAUGGAGGUUCAUUAUAUUUUACAGUAAAGGAAUAAUCUGUGUUUUGUAAAAAGAGAUUGCUUUGGCAUCAUCAUGGUAAAUAUAAAUCAGAUCAGGAUACUCCAGAUCAAAAUCUACACGCUGAUUUAUAUUUGUUUCAGAGAUACUAAAAGCUUUUCAAUGCAAACUUUGUCCAAUCCAGGAAAAACAUUGUGUUCUCUUCUGCUAAAAUACACCUUCACUGGCUGGAAAACGUUUGGGAAGUCCUGCAGGUCUGGAUUUAGACACUUAUCUGGGAAGAGAAGAAUAUUUUCCCUUCCACUGCUGUUGUCUGUAGGAGUAGGAACGUGUGUGAGUGUGUUUGUGCACACAUGUGUGUGAUUUCCUAACCAUGUUUUCUCUGCACAUACUGUUCUGUUUGAGCUCUCAGUAAAAUUUGCAAAGGAAGCCCCUGAUGAGAACAAUCUAACCUCUUACACUAUCCUUACAAUAUAGGGUCAAAGCAAUCGGUAAAAGGCUGCUUUGUUUUUUAUAUCAGGUGAAAAAAAUAUAUUACUUCAUUGGCUGUCUUACAACUAACACAAUCCUGAGCGAGUGAUUGAUCCUGUAGGAGGAAUUUUCCUGUGGGAGAGUAUUUGAUUGUAGAUGUAGAACAUUUUAUCAAUCAUACUAACUUUAUAGUGUUGUUGUCAUAGGUCAAAACUGCUGAACUCUUGAAUGUCUUUGUAAAAAAAAAAGGUUGACAUUACAAAGCGAAACAUCUGUGUCAAAGAGUGAAAGAUAAAGUACAAGUGUGGAGAUGCAAGUAAUAGUUGGAGGAACAUUGUGACUGAUAUCUUAACACUGUGAUCUUUAGAGUUUAUACGUUUUAAAAAGUCAUAAAGCAUAAAGAUCCUUUCACACUGCGACCGUUUCUAUCGUGCGAUUAUUUUGGACGCCAGUAUUUUUUUUGAACCUGUAUCCUGUCAAUACAAGCGUUCACAUCAGCGAUGUUUUCCGUCCUGCAAUAUUGCAGCAUUUAUUUUUUCGGAUCACGGUCGAUUUUUGUAAAGUUUCACAUACUGUGUGUCCACUUCUGACCAAUCAGAUUGCGUGUUGUUGCCGACCGACUGAUUGUUUACGUGUCGGACAACAGAGUGCUUUUUGAUAAAAGACACAAACAUUACAAAGAUAACGACCUGAAGGAUGGUUUGUGUGCUUUAACAGUUUGCUAAACGUCUUUGUUUAACUUUUAUCUGUGCGAAGUAACUUUAGCUCGUAAGCUAACAUGUUCAGAUACAACAUACCAUAUGUAUUUUCACUGUCUCAAACUCAAUCACAGCAUUGCUGUCACAGCACCAUUAGGUCUCGGUUGUUACCUUACGUUUAUGGAUUAUAGUUUAUUGUGCUUAUCUGGUACUGACCCCGACUCAGUACAUGCUAUCAUGACAGACAGACAUCUCAACACUAGUGUCUAAUCAGAACUGAAAAACAGUCAGUCUGCUGUUGUGUCAGUCUUCUCACUUCCACCCGGGACGUGCCUUCCCCCCCCCGGAAAGUCGCAAAAUCGCAUCGGGCUUGAUGUGUAUAAUCCGGCGCGUCAAAAUUCGCCUCUGAAUAUUUCUUAAUUUCACGUUGUAUAUUUGCGUCGGUCCCGGUGUGAAAGGACCUUAAGUCUGAUUAUGUAUUGUGCAACCUUUUAUCUCCUCUGCAGCCCACUCAUUAAGACAUGCUGAAGGAUUACUCCCCUUUCAACAUCUUGCCCCAACACCAUAUGAAUCAGGAUGAUCUUAAUAGCUGUGUUGUAAUUUUGAACUCAUGACCUAAAAUGGUUUAGCAGACAGUUUUUUUUAUUUCAAGUUUGGAUAGAGUGAGUGAGAUAAAAAGCUUUUGCUCAACCUUUCUUAUCUUCAGACAGGGAGUCAGUAUCUUGAUGUCUGUAUCAGUUCUCUUUUUGUGAAUCAAGAUGCUUGACACUGACCUGUAAAUCCUACAAAAAGCACACUGUGAAGGUGAAAAGCAUUAGAUUAAAUUUAGAGCACUGUCAUGUCCCCAGAGAGGCCGUUAGAGUUGCACCACAGCCCCCACUCCCCAGACAGAUGCUUAACAACACAGUGCUUGGUUCAUCUGUUUUGUUUUUUUCUUUUCUAAAAUUAAAACAGUUUCCCAAACAAGGAUGAGCCAAGUCAGGUUUAAUCUAAAUGUGCUUAAAAGCACCGCUUUGAUUAGUCACAACAGAGGAGUAAAUACAGUCUACCUGGCUGAAGGGUUAUUUCUCUGUGGACCAAUAAGCAAAACUGUUUCCAAGUACAUUCACUUUAAUCCUGCUGCCAUAUUGUGAUGUGAUGGAAACAGUUUACAGGAAGAAGAGUCUGGGACAGCUUCCUUUAAGUGUAUUUGGGUCUGUAAUUAUCUGCUCCCUGGCGUAUUGGAGUUUAGAUUUUCAUUCACCUUUAUUGGAAGAGAAAAUGAAUACUCUCGUAGUUAUAAACAGUGUUGUUUCAUCCAGUUAGAGUGUUAAAUAUCCACAAUAAAGAUAGAAAUAAAUGUGGAAUAAAGCACAAACCCACCGAAACAGUGUUCACAAAAGCAGUUAAGAACAUUAAUAUCAACCUUUACUCCAGUAUCCUGAUCAGAUGUUCAGAUACUUUGAAUAAUCACUGGACAUUUGAAGAUUUGAAACCCACAUAGGUUGUAAUUUGAUUUCAUUGCAGCUAUUUUCCAAACCUUGAUGUUUGAAGGGAAACCCCCGCUCGCUGCCAGAGAUACAGAGUGUAAUAUAGAGCUUGGCAUCAGCGCUGGCAGCUGGGCUGUAAUUUUGUCUGUGUAUGUGUGUCAGAGAAUGCCUGAUUGUGCAUUUAAAUGUUGAACUCUGUGUUUACUGUGAGUGCUGUCUGGGUCUCAGACUGUGGUGGAACAUAUCAUGGGGACUUCCUCUCUUCUUCGACCACGACUAGACUGGCCACUGUACUAAAUCUGCACACACACACACACAAGCAAAUGCACACGAGUUGUUGUAUAAUCAGCUAAUCGGCCUCAUUACAGUCACAGAGUCUAAAACACCGUGUGCAUUGUUCUUGUACUGCUGAGAAGAGUAGUAGACGAGAUGCAGACAAGCAAUUUUUAUUUUAUUUUUUGACAUUUGGAAAAUCAUUUUUCUUAGCAUGUCAUUAAAAGUAAUACGUUAACCCAGUCUUUUUGCUUCCCUGUCAGAUACAUUGGAAAGGCAGACUCAAUCACCAUCAGUGUAUGGAACCAUAAGAAGAUCCACAAAAAGCAGGGCGCAGGUUUCCUGGGCUGUGUGCGCCUCCUGUCCAACGCCAUCAACAGACUUAAAGACACUGGCUGUAAGUACCGUUUUGUGUUUAUAUGUACAUAAAUGCAGACUCGGCCUGAAAUACUUGCGGAAAUCUCUGGUGUCUAGUCCCCUCACGCUCCCUCUGUGAACCUCAGGCUUGUUAAAGUGUGAUGGGGAGGAUCCAGAAUGAAUAGAUGAAAGACUGAGCACACAUGUAUGUACACCCUUAACUUAGGACUCAUAUUAAGACCGACAAAUGUUUGGCUCAGACCUAGCUUCUCCAGCUACACACACAGACUUCUCGCCAGAGAAGCUUUCCUGUGCCUCUGAUUUAUUUGUAUCUCGUAUUUUGGUAGUAAGCUACCCUGCAGCAUGCAGCAUGUGUAGCUCCUUCAACAGUGUUGCUGUCAAGAGAUUUAUGGGCUCAAUAUUCAAAGACUCCUUGAGUCCACACUUAUCAGAAAUAUUGCCCGCUGUAUAUACAAGCCACCUGGGACUAAAUCAAUAACUACAAAUCACUCCACAGCAAUGCAGCGUUCUUUCAAGGACACAAUCACUUUUGUUUUUGGAAUCAAUCACAGCCCCACCAAGAAUAUAUGGUCAGUGGUCAGAGACAGCAAUGACUUUCCACAGACACACCCACACACAGACCCAGAUUGUAGGUUUGAGACAUGUAUGGUGUUCUUUUGAUUUACUCUGUAGGACUGGCUACUUGCCUGUUAGCCCUGUCUGCCUUGUUUGCAGCAGCAGUCUUUUGAUACUGACACACACUAGGGCUGGACGAUUAUGCAGGGCUCGACAGUGCGACUGUUUCACACGUGUUUGCGAUUAAAAAUAGUAAGAUGUAUUUAGGGGCACAUGUGCGCAUAAAAAAAAUCAACCGAAGCAACAAAUCUUUUUUCAUGUAAAUACCGCAGUGAAGUUGGUAUUAGGUUGAAUAUUCGACGGACAUUUACUGAGGAUCUACCAGUGUCUUCUCACUCUCCAUAACCGGGAAUAGCAACAGCAGCGCGGUUAAAUCUACUCAACGUCAGGUGUUGAAUAAGGGACCAUCAAUAAAUUACCGGUUGAUGUUCACAAAAAAGGCUGUUUUCCUUCAAUAGCUUCCAUGUCAUGUGACCAAAAGACCUAAAAUUGAUUUCAAAUAAGAGUACUUAUGUUGACCAAUAAGGCGCACAUUAUUUGAUCAAUUUUCAUUGUGCCUCUAAAGUUUUUGUGUGCUCCUUACUUUUUCAAUCCUUACUUCUAGGAUUAAAUGUGCUCCUUGUGAAAAAAGUUAGUGUCAAGCCCUGUCAUGGCAAAAAUAAUAAUUGCGAUUAUUUUGACUGAUAUUGAAAUCACGAUUAAUAAAGACGAUUAUUUGUGGCAGGUUGAAUUGAUGGCAGAUCAAUUGCACACAGAGAAAACCCUAAAGCGUGACAAACUUUGUAAACAAUUGUCUUUUGCUCAACGUCCAUCAAAUUAAAGCCAAAAAACUGAACUUGUCCUACCUUACUUCUCAACCAAAAGCAGGCCCUUCUAACAAUGUUUUUAAUCGCUUACUUGCUCCUCAUAUUAGUGAUCCAAACAUAUCACACGCUUGCUGUAGCUACACGUAAAAGGGGUGCAUUCAAGGAGUUUUUCCAGCACAGGAACUUACAUACACGCCACACCGUGCGGCACAUUGAUCGUCUUUAUUCGAUUAUAAUGUUUUUAUGAUAGUGAGAAGCCAUAACUGAAAUCAUGGUUAAAAUUUGAUUAACCACCCGGCACUAACACACAUGCACGCACACACACAACUUUCAGCCAACCUCCCCCUUCCCCUUCCUUCCCCUUCCUUCCCCUCACUCUUCUUUCCAUCAGUCCAUUUUCCUGACCAGUCCAAAACUCAGUCAGACAUGAACCAGGAUCCCUACACUGAGAUUCAUUCGUCCUGCUUUUUCCUUUGUAUUCAUUCAUUUAUCCUACACAGUUACGCCCCACAACAAUUUUAGAAGUUGUUUGUUCGACCUAAAUUGACAUUUCUUGGAUAAAUUUCAAACCAAACCCGUUUUUGGAUGCCUCCAUGAAUGCAUGCAGUUUUGCUGGAACAGAUGCAACAUCCUCUAAUGCCAACUCCAAACAGUUGGGCUAAAUACUUCAUACUAGAGUCCUGAAUAAGCUCCAGGAACCUUUUAUGUUCGCUACUAAAUGGCACUUUUGGGUCAUAAAGUUCACCCUCUAAUCUGCCAGAAACCACAACAGCGUCAGCGGUGCUGCAUAGAGGACCUCGACACCCAUGGCAGCCUGGUAUCACAUUUUUACUUCAGUGAAUGCAAAAGAAAUUGCCCUUAAAUUUACCCACAACUUCCAGACACAGACAGUAUAGGCUCCAUACAGGCUCUAGAAAAACCACUUAUUGUGGAGCCAAAAUGGCAGAAAUUAUACUCUAUCAAAGUAACAGGAAGUGGACAGGGAGAUAUUCUAUGACAUUAUCCCACUGUCCUUAUCCUGUGUGCAGCAGACACAUGAGCGGUGCCAAGCCUGUGGUCUGACCCAAUUGUGCAUGUACACACACACACACACACACACACACACACACACACACACACACACACACACACACACACACACACACACACACAGACAAAGACAGACAAACAAGCUAAAGGCAUGAUCACACUGACACACACACACAAAGACUUACUAGAAAUGCUCUUGGUCCUAGAAAUCACAUUCACGCUCACAGUACAUUUUGUCAUCCAAAGCAAACACAAAGUCACACCAAAGCCUGUCAAUCCUACACACACAUACACACACACACACACACACACACACACACACACACACACACACACACACUCUCUCUCUCUCUCUCUCUCUCUCUCUCUCUCUCUCUCUCUCUCUCUCUCUCUCUCUCUCGCUCUGUCUCUCUCUCAUCACAGAGGGGGAUUCUGCAUGGUUGUUGCAUUGUUAAGCUCCACUUACUGUAUUUUUCGCACUAUAAGGCGCACCUGGUUAAAAGGCGCACCAUCAAUAAACGCGUCUAUUUUCAUACAUAAGGCGCACCGGAUUACAAGGCACAUUAAGCCAAACAAAACAGUCAAACUUUAUUUCACUCAUUCAAUAACUCUGCAAGUCUGCUGUAGCUGCAGUGCUCCGACAAGCCAAAAGGAUUUUAAGUGCGCCUUAAGGUCCUUACACACCGGGGUUGACGCGAACAUAGAACACGAAAUCACAAAAUAUUCAGAGGCGAAUUUUGACGCGCCUGACUAUACACAACAAGCCUGAUGUGAUUUUGCGACUUUCCGGGAGGAAAAACGCAUCCCGGGGAAGACUUUUCCCGCCCCCUUCGCCUCUGAUUGGCUAGAAAAGCUGGAAACGUCAUCACACACUCAAGCCAAACAGUCAACACUUAUAGCCAAUCAGAGGCGAAGGAGGGCGGGACCUUCCCUUAACAACCAGCGUCCCGGAUGGAAGUGAGAGGACAAAAAUGAAGUCUACUUCAGCUUCAGGUGAUGGCGAAUUAGUACUCCAUUUGCUCGCACGAAUAAAACUGUCCCGGUGUGUAAGGACCUUCAUAGUGCGAAAAAUACGGUACCUUAACAUUGCAAACAAACUUCUACGUCCUCUGCACCUCUCAUCUCUGUUUCCCAAUCUUUUAAAUAAGUUGAAAACACUCCAAAGUCUGUGUGGUUGUUUAUUUUUGUGCGAAAGUGUUGAAAUAGCUUUUUUUUAAUUCACUUUGAUGCUGAUUAGGACACUGCUGAUACUUCAGUUCUGCAUGUAUUUGCAUCCAUAAACGCACAUGCAGAGACAGGCGUGAAUUUGCUCAUUUCACUGAUUCAAAUCUUCUACGGUUCAAGUGCCUUUUGCAGAUUUGGAUUCUCAAAAUGAGAGUUUUUCUGAUUCUGAGAAAUGUAAUGGCUGGUUGAAAAAUUGUGGCAAACAGCCUGUCAAAGGUCUGUCUCCCUGUGUACGUCAGUAGAAAAAUUUGCUCACAGAGGCGUCCAUGACUGGUUUGUUUGGUGUAGAUAUGACCGGAUACACACACACUCACACACAACCGAUCAAACAUUCGGUUACUUAUUGAAACAGGCUACAGGCUUGUUCAAAACUGCUCAGUUCAUGAUUACAAAUAGAAUCACCAUCUCAGUGUGUUCAAUCACAGAGCGAACCAAAGACAUGACAAAUCCAGUCCAGCCGUGGUUUUUAGUUUUAGCACUCUGAGAACUGGGGCAUCUCUUCAUCUCUCUUCUGCUCACUCACUCUGACUCUUCCUUGCCUGCAUACCCCCCUACACUAACACACACGCACACACACAUACAAACAAACACACACACUGCCUUUCUUAUGAUUGAAAUUUUAGUUUUAUUUUAAGUAAGCCCCUGCAGGCACAAAGAUAUUUUUUGGUAAUGUGUACCAAUUUUUAUUACUCUUGUGUUGGUCAGCUGGACCGACAAGUUUCCCAUUGAGAUACUGUGUGUGUAUGUGUGUGUGUAUAACAGAGAGAGAGAGAGAGAGAGAGAGCGAGAGAGAGAGAAUGUGUGUUUGGGGGGUGGGGGGGCUGCAUAUAUCUGUGUCUGGAUCUUGUUUGGAGUCUUCCUGGUUUGUGUGUCUGCGCUGUCUGUGUCUGGCAGCGCUAUCCUGUCCUGACAAUGAGUUCCUACUGAUCCAGAAACAACAAGACCCCUUUCAGGCUUAUUUGUACAAAUUUUCUGUUUCAGUGUGUCACCUGCUUUCUACUCUUUCCUUCCACAAAACAAGAUGUGGUGCAGAGGCAUCUGGAGGGUGGACUGUUCAGUGGAAUAUCUAAACCUACUUCCACGCAGAAUAUGAUAUAUCUGAUUUAUGACUUUCUGCUUCAAUACUGUGCUACUUGACUUUUGCAUAAGAUCAUUGCUCUCUUGGUCCAAUUAUGAACAGGUGCUGCUCUUUUAAAUCAUGACGUCUUUACAUUCAUUUUUAAACACAAAAGACAGAUGCAUGCCAUUUGUGCAUCACUACCUACGUCACCCACUAUCAUGAGUGUUUGCCUGUUCAGUGUGUAUUUGUUCCACCCUGGUGUGUUCAAGUGCACAUUCCUGCCACAUUACUUAAAUUCAUAAAUGGGGUUUAUUUAUUAUCCCGGCAAUGUUGAAAAGGUUGCUAAAAAUGUUCACUCUGAAAACUCCUCAGUGUUAUCACAUUGUAAACCCACUGACUGUACACUUUGAAGACACAUGACAGUUUUCAAACUUUCUUAUCUUUCACUUAUUCCAGCUUUUCUGGACACUGUUUACAGUUGCUCAGGUUCCAUGAAAUUUUUUUGUGCAAAAUAUUUCAACAGUUUUUGCAAGGAAUAUGAUUUUAUAUACAUGCUUAAAAUAAGUCGUGUUCAACAGCUUACACAGCAGCUCAAUACCUUCAUGAGUUUAUGAAUGUUAAUGGAGGAUGAGGCUGAAUAUUUGUGUGUGUCUCCUUUUUUUUCCCCUGCAGAUCAGAGACUCGACCUGAAUAAACUUGGUCCCAAUGACAAUGAUACUGUGAGAGGACAGAUAGUCGGUAAGAAAAACACUCAAAUACACACACAUUUCCAAACCAUUGGUCAUCAUCAACCUAUUUAUGGACCAGUUAAGCCAUGGAAUCACCAUACAUUUCAGUAUAAUCACCAGUAUUUGUCUAUUAAUGUAUUCUUGUAGCUCUGAUUUCAUUGAGCGUUCAAACAUUGAACCAUAAAACAAACAAUACUUUGUGAAAAUGAUUCCUUCAUGUAAAGCUAAACAAUUCUGCUACAAGCAAAUGCACAGAGGAAGAACUCCCACUGACUGAGACUAUGCCCUCUCUCUGGUUAGGUUUACCCAAGCACUGACCGUUUUUUCUUAAUUUUUGCUUUACAUUAACAGGGUUUUCUGCUGGGUCUUACAAAGUCUUAAAACAUCUAAAAUCCAAUAACUUGAAUUUAAGGCCUUAAAAUGUCUAGAAAAUUUUUAAACCACAUAAAGUGUCUCAAAUACAAAUUUGAAAGAUCUUAAAAAUGUAUUAAUGUUACUUACAAAAAAAGAUUGAUUUGAAGUUAGUUAAAAAUGUUCCGAUUUCCCUUCAUGUCUUUUGUACUUUUUUUGCCAGUAUGGAUGUGAAAUGGAUCUUAAAGUGUAUUUAUUAUGGUCAUAAAAAAAGUCUUAAAUUUGACUUGUUGAAACCUGCAGAAACCCUGAUUAAAGAAACAGCAGUUUAUGUUUGAAAUCUAUAACCUGACAAAAAGAAUAAUUAUCAUCUUUUACAUUCAUUUGCUAAAAUGUAAAAGAGAGUUCGACAGAAGCCACAUACAAUCAAGCUUAAUUACAAACUGCUGUAUAUACUAAAUAGAAGUUAUUAUUUGGGCCGUGUUGUACAGGUUAGUCGUCACAGAUCUUUCUUUGUUUUUGUUUUACUGUGUAGUAAGUCUUCAGUCCAGAGAUCGCAUUGGUACAGGGGGUCCAGUGGUGGACUGCAGCCGCCUGUUUGACAAUGACUUACCUGACGGGUCAGUAUUAUCUCUUUAUUUCUCUCUUUAUUGUUUCACACUGUACUUUUUCCGACAUUGAGCCGCAACAUUCUCAGUGUCUUCAAACAGACUUUGUGUUGUCGCUGAAUUUGACGUCUGGAAGUGGUCCCUUUUUUUUUUUACCAAUGCACCUGAAAAUUUUAGGACAUUUUCAGGAGCUCUGCAAACUUUUCAAAGUUGCUUGAAAUGGUUACUUCAUGAUUGUAGAUGGAGCAACAGAGACUUCUAAUAAGAUGGCAGUUUUUUACAUUCUUAUCAAUUCUACAUGGAAACAGUUGGAUGUGCAGAAAUCUUUGCUGUUCUGGUCAGACUUUGCAUGAAGAUUUAUCUGUGUGUCAGAUGAUAAUUAUCUUUUCUGUGUUUUUCAAAUGUAAAGGAUCAAAUGUUGACAGUGUUGUUGUAAAGGCAUCAUCUCAGAUUGUGCAAGUAUGAUGCUUUUCAUAUUCAGACAUAUCCUCCUUUUGUUAUCUAACAGAUGGGAAGAGAGGAGAACAGCUUCUGGAAGGAUACAGUACCUGAACCACAUUACCCGAACCACGCAGUGGGAGAGACCCACCAGGUACAUCUGCACACAUCCUGCUCACAACAUUACCGCAUUAUGUCUUGUAAAACUGACAGAAAACAGUGAGCCAUGUCAACACAGAAACUGUCUAUAGAUCAGAUUAUGUUAUCAUAGACCUUUUUCCUGCCUACCAAAUGUGCAGCAGCAUGUUGAUUUAAUGCAAAACAAACAUAAACUUUACUAAAAAUUAGAAAGGAGAGCAUCAAUUUGAAUGUUUUCCUUUUUCUCCUUGUUUCAGAAAAACAAAAUACAAAAGAAAUAUCCACUCAACCUACGUCACAGUAAUGUCUGUCUCUUAUUAGUCAAUUGCUGUCAGUUUCCUUGGCUUCUGACCCCAUCACGCUCAUACAUACACACUUGCAGACACAUACACCUUAAUGAAAAUGUCAGCCAGUCAGGCAGCCAGGCUUUUUUUUUUUUUUUUUUCUUUUUCCCAGCCCUUUUUCCCUCAGGAACAACUGUCGCCUUCCUAGUUGGCCCAUAUCAGUGGAGCCGUUAGGGGAGUAAGCAAACAAACAGAACAACCCCCCCCCCCCACCACCACCAGUAACACUGCCUCACCCACACUAACUACAGGUCUGUACUUCCCCCAAGGAAGUGUAGCAGAGCAAGGCUGGAGAGGUAGAAAAGGUUAAGUGGUGUUACAUUAAGGGGGAAGAAGGGAUGAGCUUGGAGAGGAAGAUGACCCUGAGGGAAUGGAGAAAUGACAAUGCUAGAAGUGAAGAUCACCAUAUAAAGCACUUUUGGUCAUUUUUUUGUCUUGUACAUGUCUUGUACAUGCAACAUAAGGCCAAGACAUUUACCUGCAAGAAUUAGAAAAUCAUUUCUGAGAUUGCUUUGAUUUUUUUCUGAAGCAGUUUUUUUUUAAUGGUACAUAAUCAUUAUCCAAAUAAUACAAUUUAUUACUGUAAUCAAGUCCAUGAAGUUGUUGUGAGGUGUAGAUAGAAAGCAGUAGUUCAACAAAAAAGAUGGAGUAGGCAGUGUAGAUUAGGUGGUGAGGGGAGAGAAAGAGGAAAUAGAAGGGAGGAAGAGUGUUUUAGGGGCAGGAAGUGAGUUGUGGGUCGACUGACAAGGGACCGAAGUUUAAGAUAGCCAAGGCGUCAGUAACUUAGGUCAGGCAGACAGCGGUCAGACAUGCCAGACACUCAUAUGUGAGUCAGUGGUUGAGCCUGUCUCUUUUUCUCUUUGAAAGUCUUGAUGUUGAGAAGUUAACAAACAAAAGACGCUUUUACAGUCUUAUGACAACUGUACUGAAAUCCUAACAGUAACCAUGAAGUAGAUUAAUGCUGCGUUCCAGUUACCUCGGAAGUCAGAUGUCGGAGCUGGGAAUGACGUUACACCCGAGUUGAUGGCGUUCCAGUAAACAAGUUGGAAAACCAAGAUGGAUGCCUACUGUUAGCCGUUGUCAGUUGUUGUUAGCGGUUGUUAGCUAUACCAGUUGUCAACAACGCAUAACAAAACAGAAGUGCUAAUAAAUAAUACAUUACGAGAGCUUUUACUGCUACUCUUUACUGUUGAUGCACUGCGCUGCCAUCUUAGGUUAUGACGUUGUUGUCAAAUCAGUGUUGGUGAGCAUUGUCCAACUUUCCAAGUCGGAAAUCCGUCCUUGGGGGUCGUUCCAGUUUAAAGUUCUGACUCGAAGCUGGGAUACCCCGACUUCCGAGUACAACUGGAACGCACCAUUAGUAUUGAGAAGUCAUAACUAAAUGAUAUAGAUGAAAAUGACCCUGAACCAUGACAGCUAGGUGAGAAAGAAAAUGUUAUGGUUUAACUCAGAGGGACACUGUGGUGGAAAGUAUAGAUGGUUAUGCUCAUGGUUAUGCCAAGUAUGGAUGUUUGUAAGGUCAGGUGGUAACCAGGAAAGUUCGACUGAGUAUCCCCAGAAGUGUUCAUGUCACAUUGUCUCCAAACAUUGUGAGAUAUUCUAAUCUUGGCUGAUCUCCCAGGCAUCCUGUGUAGAGACUCACGCCUGUAAUACACACACUAUGGCUCACACUUGUAAUACACACCUACUAUGUUUACAAACACACAGUGUGACGGGAAGGAGAAUGAGCGGGCACUUUUGAAGACUUUGGUCAGGACUCUGUUUGUCAGUUGUACUGAUUUUUCAUUAACAUGCAUGCAUUUCUUCUUUUUCUCAGGCCGGCCUCGGAGUACUCCAGCCCAUCAGGGCGUCCACUGAGCUGCGUAGUGGAUGAGAAUACACCAGUUAUGACGCCAGUUAAUGGGGCUGAGGCCAGUUGUCCACCUGGUGAACAGCGUAUCCAGGAAAGGCGGGUUCGGUCGCAAAGGCAUCGUAACUACAUGAGUCGAACACACCUGCAUACACCUCCAGACCUGCCUGAGGGUUAUGGUAAGAAAUACAAAACAGACACACACGUACAUGAUCCUUGUCAAUGCUUAUCUCCGAUUCACAUGUUACUUUUUCGACUGUGGCCUGCGUAGUGAGGCUCAGGGGGCGCAGCUUGGAUUUGUGACAUAGGAAAUCUCACUGUAUUUGAACCUGCCGUUUGGGUCUGUCAGAGAUUCACAGCGAUUUGAAUGAAGAAAUAAUCAAAAAUGCAAUUUCGCACUUAUUUUUCUCAUGAUAUGUCCUGUAGCAUCAGAAAAAUGCCAUAUGAACAUGUAAACAACAAAAAAAACAUGAUUUUCAUUGGAGUGGGUCUUUGAGGAUUCAUGUCUGAACAGAUUUUUGUUUCAUUACCGGUUUAUCACCUCUGUCUUUGAUCCUGACUGAAUGUUUUUCACUUGUAGUAACACAGUUUCAAGUAUCAAGGAACAGUUUGCACCCUGAGGACCCCAGGUGAAUGAUAAUCCUUAGCUGUUACAUUAGAGAGUCUGCAAAAUUCUUAAAGACUGAUAUUAAAAAGGCAACCAAACGUAAAGUUUCAGCCAUGACUCACAAAAAUAAAUCACAUAUAUAGACAUAGUGGGAUUCACGUUUUUUCUUAAUGAGGACGAUCAAGAUUUGACACCCCUUAUGUAAAUUUUUUUUCUUCAUCUCUUCUUGUCCAUCUCUCAGCACUCUCCUCUGUACAAACCUACUUUCCUCUUCCCCUUUCCUCUCCUGCCCAAACUGUGAAAACUGUAUUCAACCCUCCCUGUGUGUUAAUGUGCUGCCGGUCCUUCUCCUCUCCCGUCCUCUUCUCAUCUUCCUACAAACACAUCCCUGUGUUGAAUAUUUUGUCUUUGCACACUGAUUCUCCCCACAGUAAAAACAAGCAGGACUGGUGUUCAUAGCUCGGUUACCUAGCAAGGAAAAGCCAUUUUGGGUUGUUGGUUAUUUUUUUAUGUCUGCAAAUCUUAGGCUACUCUUAAUCACAGCCUGCAAACACAUCAGAAAUGAAAACAUGGGUACAACUUUCAACAUCAGGACAUUUUUAUGCACUUUUUACAGUCAGUUGCAGUGCACCCGUAAUGCCCACAAAGUCUGUAAAACAAAUUAUUAUUCUAAGUGUGGUGUUGUGAGCCAGCGUUUUAGAAUGGCACUGUCGGUCUCAUACCCCUUUGUACGUCCUGCUGUGUCCACCGAGUCUGGCCGAGGUUGGACAAAGUGAGUCACUGAUGCCCAACAGUCACUUUCUUCCUCGACUGAACCCUCUGAACUGGGGCUGGGUGUGGUGAGAGCAAGCGUGAGAGAGAAUAAGAGGGAGACGGAGGGUGUGAGGGAACAAAAAGAGGGGGAGAGGUGGGUAGGAAAUGAGUUGUGCCAGUAGGAAGUGAGGGUGGUGGAUUGUGAUGGAUUAGCGGACGAAUAUACACACAUGAAUACCACACUUAUGCAGCACACACAUUUUGUGGCAACGUUCACUCACUCUCUCUCUCACUCUCCACUCAGUUAUGAGCUGGGCUGAACCAGAAGUCAGACAAUCCAACUUUAAACCGUCAUCUUCACAUUUCUUUUGGCUGUUUGCAGAACAUUAUACAGUAUAUGGCAUGAGUUGAGUGACGGCUUUUAAGCGUCUCGUUUUUUUUCUGAGAUUUAUCAGAGAGGAGUAUGUUCAGAGCACCUACGAGCCUCUAAGAGGGAAAAAAAAAGCAACUAGGAUGCAUUGAGUAACUCUGUGUAAGGAAAAACACUCAUGAAAGUCUUUGAAAAAUACCUCUCACAUUUAUUUUUCCUCUUCCUCUUGGGAUAGGCCAACUGAAGGCUGCAGAGGAACUAAUUGAUUACUUUGGCGCCCACCUUUAGAAACUCCUGUCCCCGCAGUUUGCCUGUCAUAUCAAUUAUAAGGAGACUUCACCUUUUCCAAAACACACAAACUCUUUAUCCACGCUUGUACCCACCAGAAUUCAGAACAGCUCCAGUUCCAGUAACACUUCCAAGCUUGUUUCGGUGCAUUUUUUGCUAUUUGACACUUUAAUUCAGAUCGAUUUUCUCUCUGUUUCAGAGCAAAGAACAACUCAGCAGGGUCAGGUCUACUUCCUCCACACACAGACUGGAGUAAGCACCUGGCAUGACCCCCGGGUGCCCAGGUAACUCCCUUUCAACUCCAAGUUUCCCUCCUUUAUUGUUACGACUUUAAAUUCCCUUUAAAUUCAAGCUCAUCAGAGGCUUUUAUUAUGAGCACAAUUAUCUAAACUGACAGAAUAUAUUUCUAAUCCUAAUAUGAAACCUUAAUUUAAUUCCCAAAACAGACAGGAAAAAAACUGAGCCUGACUGGGCUUGAACAGACCUAAUUUCUCAUGUAAUUACUCAGCCUGAUGUUCAAAAACACUCCUCUGAGUCAAGUUGUAGUCUCAAGUCCAGGUCAGCCAGUUUAAUGACCCCUAAGUCCACUGUGGAACAUUUUUUGGACAGAUCUUGAGCUGAACACACUGCAGACCAGCGGCUCUGCAUUGAAUCGAACACUUUCACCCACUCUCAGUCGCCCACUGUUUUAUUGUAGAAACAGCCACGGUUACAUUUUUGGCCACUUCUCGGCGUCACUGAUGCUCACUGAUGAAGCACAGGAAUCUAACAUCCAGCUCACCGCAUCGACCUGUGGGUGUGGUCUUUUGGAGUGAGCAGUUUUGUUGCAGUGAGAGCAGCGAGGCAUGUGCUUUGUUCCCGAAAGCUGUGUCCUCGUGUCAUUUAAGUACAAAGUACUUUCACAGACUCACAAACACAAACAAGUUCUCAUUAGGUAAUAACCGCCCAGAUCCUCCAGUUUGUAGUGAUAGGAGAAACACAAGAAGUUAGAAAUCAGUGCAGAUAUUUUGUCAGUGCUCAUCUAAUUGGCUAAGCCCUGUUAACCUCCUGAAAAGGAAAAAUCCCAACUACAUGGAGCAGUUUGUACAACAUUAAAGGAAUAUUCCAGCAUAAAUUUAAGUUAAGGUCAAACACACUGUAACAUCCAGUUAGACUCCCCCUUGAAAGAUUAAUGUUGCCGACUGCUUGCUUCUCUAGUUUACCAACUAGUAACUAGUAACAAUGGCUAUACACAGCGGUCCAAGUCUUCAUGCACAAACCUCAACGAAAAAGCCGCUUUAUAUCCACAAAUAAUGCUCAGAACAGCACCUAACUUCAUCAACAGUACAUAUAGGGUCCUAGCCGCAGUACUAGCCAUCAAGCAUCUUUUCAGCUUUGCCUGGUUUCUUUAGCAAAGAGACUAAACACAACCCACCCGCUCUCCUCCAGCAGCCGCUUGUUUGUGGGGGAGCCCUGACAAGUCGAUCACCAAGUGUAGUGGAGUUUUGCAGCUUAAUGAAGAACAUUUAUGAUCAUUUCUCCUUGGAAAUGCAAUCAGACCGAGACGCUAAGGCAGAAGAACUACCGCGUCUGCAGUGCAAAUACUUAUUAUGAUGAUUAUUACUUCAUGGAAAUGAUCCACUGCAAUACACGUAGACUGCUGUGUAUUGCUGUCGUGCGGUCGUUACUGAAGUUGGUAUAACUAGAGAAGCAAGCAGUCAGCAAUAUUCAUCUCUCAAGGGCGUGUCUAACUCGGUGUUAUGGUGUGUUUGAUCAUAACUUAAAUUUAUGCUGGAAUAUCCCUUUAAUGUGCAGUUAUAUAUUUAUUGUCCAUGUCUUUUAAAAGAAAGUUCAUGACCUUUUUUUUUUCUGCAGGGAUCUCAGUAAUGUGAAUUGUGAGGAGCUGGGUCCACUGCCACCAGGUUGGGAGAUCAGAAACACAGCUACGGGUCGAGUCUAUUUUGUGGACCACAACAAUCGAACAACACAGUUCACAGAUCCACGGCUAUCAGCCAACCUGCACCUAGUUCUCAAGUGAGUUUUUUGCCCUCUUCUCUAAUACUCUUAAGUAGUCGGGUCAAGUAUGCAACCACCGACAGUAGUUGCAUUGAUGAAACACAAACUAUAACAGUAGCUCUCUAAAGUUAUGUCCUAACAGAAAUAGAAGGUAAAAAUAAAGUCAAAUGAGCUGCAAAAAAACAAAACAAAACACGCAGCUCAUAAGAAUCAUGCUGUCCUGGCAUCUUUUCCACAUUCAGCCUUCAAGCAGGCGUGAUAUUCAGAUGAGUUUCAGGGACACUCACUGCUGAGGAGUGUUAGCAGGAUGGUUCGCAGAUUAUUGUUUCAGACGAGGUUCACGCUCACACACCGCCUGUCCUGCGAAUGGACCUGAUGACUCCUGUCUGGGAAUGCUGGAACAACCCGAGGAAAAGGGAAAACUGUUUGGAAAUCUGUAGCACACUUCAGUCAUGAAUCCACAAGCAAGGAAUAUGUCUUCUGUAAGAUGAUAGCUAGUGACUGUCUUGGCUUUGUCAAUCUCACCAGGAGUUUUUUUUUUCUCCUUCUUAUGUCAUUCCCUCUUUCCCCACUUUCCUCUCUGACCUUGCAAUGCGUUUUUGAACUUUUUAACCUGUUUUUCGUCUCAUAUCUUCGCUUCUUUUCUAUGCUUAUAACCUCAUGUUGGUUCAUCCCCCUCCCCCCGACUCCAUCCUGUUUUUUAUAUCCAAUGCUUCAACCCUUUUGUCUGUCAUUCACAUUCUUUUAAUUCCCUUUUGCUCCCUCUUUGUCUUUCCCCGACUUGCCCCCCCUCCCGUUUUCUCCAGCAGCCCAAGUCCAAAUGGUUCCCGUGUGGCCAUGGACAGCCAAAACACUAACCUCAGGUAACCCCAAACACACACAUGCACAUACAUACAUUUGUGCAGAUAUAGAUGUGGGUUUGAAUGCUUCUCUGCUGACGAUAAAUGGCAUAUCAUCACGUAAAUGUUCUCUGAUAAGUCUUCAAACACUUAACAUAAAGCAGACUCACACUGAAUGUCCUACACGUGUGUGUUUGUGUGUGUUUCUACAAAAUGUCCUCUUGCUAAAGGUUGACUUUUAAGUUGGUGUCAUUCAAGUACAUACACACACAGGCCUGUCCACCAAACAUACAUUGGUUUCACACUUAUGCCGCUUUAUUAAAGACAAGGUGCAAAGUGUGAUAAUCCCGUAAACGUAAACUGUGAGAUAAAUGAAUCCCUGAUAUGAUCGACUGAAUUUAAGGAUUGUUCUCCUGGAUUUUUCUCGCCGUCAGGGAGCUCCAGGUACUUUCCGCCAACCAGCAUGUGAGGCAGGGAUCAUUAGAAUAAGUGAGACAGAGAAAUGUGGAGAUUUUUCCCCUUUUGGUUUUUUAGUGCAAAUCCUGAGUGGAAACCUCUUCCAAUAAAAGUUGCUGGCACGAUAGACAUGUUUGGGAAAUGAACAUCUGGUCAUUUGGUCAAAUAGUAUCCAUAUGUGUUUGAGCAGCCUCUGGUUGUGAGUUGAAGCUCAGCUAUGUUAUCCAGUCAGCAUCAUUAACUCUCUGUUUGACUCCUUAUUAGGAGAGAUUUGAGAGAGACCAGACAAUGUUUGCAAAAGGUCAAAACUAACAAGCUCUAAUUUGUAACACAGUUUUCUGCGACACACACUGAUUAAUGAAAACACCCCUGAAAUAUACAGGUUAUACAAAAGCAGAGGUUUUAGUCUUGCUUUAAGACUGUCUGGCAAAUCAACAGUUUGAGGGAGUCAAAUUUGACGAGGAGUCAGGAUAACAUAAUUGUGUCAGCAUUGCCAGUAUUGAGCAGGAGCUCUCUCUGGAAGCUGUGAUUUUACUAGUUUUUACAUUUUUUUUGCCAUAAUUUUAAAGCAAGUUUACCCGAUCCUUACCCAAUACCUUGAGCUCUCAGUUGUCCUCAGACAAGCUUCCAUCGGAGUCUCCAAUCCUCCCGAUUCUCAUACACCCGGCCAGCUCCGAAGAGCUUUCAGCAUCUUUAUUCAGGACGUCCACAUACAAUAGCGCUGAACGUCCUCGUGAACGGUGCCCGUGUGUUGGUUCCAUAGGACCAGCCUGCUGGCCGGGAGCUCCUGAUGUCUAUGGCAGUGGCUGGCCAGCCUCAUCCUCCUAGUUGCUGCCUUCUUGCUGAGCCUCAGCAGUUGCCCGUACAGGUCCUUGUUGGUAAUGUGGAUGUUCUGGUCCACAUUCAGAACAGCUCGUAGCAUUUCUGAAUGAGCCAUAAGACAUAAGACCCACUGUUUGCUUUUAUCGGACUAUUGGUCCUAGACUGGGCCUUGCCACAGCUAACCAACCCUGUCUCAAAGACACAGUGCUUCGAUAAACGCCAAAGGGACUGCAGUCAACUGAUAUCCUGAUGAAUUACAACCUACAGCGGUCUGUUAAUUGCAACAACUGUGCACACAUGCAGAGCAAACACCUGGACCCUGAUGAAAUGCAGUACAGCGUCGUACUGCAGGUGGUUUAGUGGAUGGCCUGUUAUGACACCCGGUGUUUCAGAGCAUUAAGAAAUUAUUCUUUUCUUAUAUAUUUGGAAAACCUCAAAGAUAAAUCAAGCGUGUCUGGGAUUUGCAAAAAGGCUUUUCAAGACAAAAAUGCAAAAUCCAAUGAGACGUUGCACAAGCUGCACGGCAGUAAGACAACAGUAUCUCUCUGUUGUUGUUUGUGUUUUUUCUGCAAGAUUAGAAGGUGUGAGAAAGAUUUUCCCUUACAACACCAGAGUCAGCAGUUUUCACCUUAACCCGACUGAUCCUACAGCACACAGCUUGGUUUGAAUGUGACUCACACGGCCCUGAUGCCGUCAACCUUGCCCUGAUGAAGGCCUUGAGUUGUCAGACAGUCAGACAACCACAUUACUGUGGUCUGCCACACUGUCUCUCAAGUGCUUAGCUUCCUCCCUGCACCAGCACACUACACUAUAUGUCUGAAAGAUUACAUCAGUGUUCGCUGAUAUUUUUAGGUGCUGCUAGAUAAAGGUUUAGUGAGCACUUGCCAGUAUUUUCUAGACUAUACAUAUAAGACAAACAUUUGUAUUGAUGUUUUAACAUCUAAUGACACAUAUAGAUUUAGUUUGUAUUUCACACCUUGUGGGCGUGUGGUGUCUUCAACUUGUGCGAGGUGAAAAUGAAAGCAAGUUGUUGGGUUGGCAAUGAAUCUCAAAUUAUAAAUAUUUAGUUUUUACGUAGCAUAUGCUUGUUAUGGACAUUAAUUUGACAUUUUAAAACCCCCAAAGUGAACAGGAUGGAUCAGGGUCUUGGUCUGGCUUAAUGGAGUGAGAUUACUAGGGCUGUAAUCAACCGAAAAAAUUCUCUGUCGACUAAAACCCAAAAAUCGACAAAUAGGAGGGGUCUGACUCUGACGGCAAACCCUUCUGCAGUGGGGGAUGACGCGGCUCAGCGGAGUGAGAAUAUACUGAUAUCAGCACAAGAAGGCAAUUAAACAGAUGAAAGUCAAAGCGUUCAAAAUAAAAUUAAAAUUUAGCAAACCUAACCGGACGUUGAUUAACGUGGACGUUCUUCAGGCUUCCUGUCUCCAGUGGGUUGGGCGAAUCCAAAAUGGUGAAAACUUGGGGGGUGUUCUGAGACAGGCUGUUAGCUGUAAAACGGGGGUGCUCUGAAAACACCCCCAUUAGCACUUGAUAUGUUCCUCCUGAUGACAUUAACCAUAGACUGUAAAUUGACCCGGAAAAAAAUUGAGUUGACCGAUCAGAAUUUUGGUCGACUCAGCACGUAUCGACCAGUCGACUAGGACUUUACAGCUGUCGAGAUAACACUCAAGAAGUCUUUUAUUGUCACGUAUUUUAGUACAAUUUUUAAAUGGAAAGUGUAAAUCUAAGUGAACAUAUCGAAGUUAGACAGAUUAAUUUUUGUUAUGUGAACUUUUGAAAAAGGUUUUUGUCACUGACUUCCAGGAGAUGUCAGGUGGGGCAUAUUUCUCAUCGCUGUAGUCUGUCUGCUGCUGGUUUCCUGUACUUUCUGUAAUUUUUAAAACCAGUAAUGUGCAGACGUGGUUGCUCGGUAGGUGGGGAGAAUGUAAGAGAUCACACAUUUACUGACAGAACACACAGUUUUUAUUUAUGUAUGUAAUUCUUUACACACAUGCAAACACUUUGAGCCCACAUUCUGCAAAGUGGACUGCAGUGUUCAGCCCACAUUUCUGUCCCUUCCUGCUCUUUAGGCAAAAUAGCACGGCACCAGCUGAUCCUCAGACCAGAUCAUCUCACAAAGGGUCCUUUGAUUCUCUGGGCUGGGUGGGGGUCAGAGUGGGUGAGAAGGGGCGGCUGCUGUGGCUUUAACACCACUGCACCUACUCAACACUAAUUUCAGCCCACCUGUGCCAGCUGCCGUGUCAAAGAAUCAAGAACAUUUUCUCUUAGACACACAAAUGGAGGCUUUACAUUCCUGCGUGUGCACUCUCUCACCUCACACACGCCCAAAGAAAGAGGACGGAGUCCUAUCAUGACUCUGCAGGUUCAGGUGCAGGUGACCCAGUUCUGGAAAAUAUUCAGUACUUUGUUUUUUUUACUCCUACAGUUUCUUUUCCUCCCUCUCCUUCCACCUUGAAAUAACAAUAAUAAAAUCCUCUGCCUCUUAAAUGUGAAAGUUUACAUUUUUCCCCAUUUUUGGUAUUUCACCUAAGUUGUCACAGCAAUGGGAACCAUCUCGCUCUUGGAUUGACCAGAUUUUCAGCUUUGCCGUGCUUGUGUUUUCUAUAUUUACCAUAAAAUAUGCCGAGCUCGUCUCAUUCAGAAACCAGAGACAUUGAACUAUGUUGAAACGUAUUUUUAAUUACCCCGUGCCCUCACAUGGAAAAAAAAGAAAGUGCGCUGAAAUUAUGGUUUAUUAUAUGGUUCAUGAGUCUCAAAGCCAAAAGCAACUCAUUCCAUUUAGUUUUAAGGCCAUCUCUUCUUCCCCUCCUCUUCCCUAAAGUGGUUUUCAGGACUGCUCCGCUGCAGUCUUACCCUUUCUUUGACAUGCUAGCAGCCCCUGUGCUUGCCAAUAAAAUAAAUAGCAGCGUAGUUGAUUAUACAGGGAUAGACUAGCGAAACACUGCACCCGUUUAGUUUGGAAAGCCUGAAUGGACGAGACCUUUUUCAACCCACUGAACCAGAGAAGCCAAGUGUAUAACGAGUGUCGGAAUAAGUGGGUGGCUGUGUGGCUGCUACCUCAGAAGGUCUCUGCUUCCUUUUUUUAUCCCGGUUAAGGCUGCUCGGUGUGCCGUCUUUGUUUGGUCGACGCUCCUCUCCCAGCAGAGGACAGUAGCGUCUUUUAAAAAAAGUCCUCUGCUGGCUCAGCGUCUCUCUGCAGGAAAAUGAGGGCCGCUGUCCUGUUAAAGAGAGAGGGAUGCAAUAUGUUUUUUCACAGCCCACCCAGGGAUCACACCACCAACCAACACCACAAUGAGGGCUGGGGCUAGGAAAGUGACCAUGGCUCACCUUUGCUAAGAUUGGAUUUUACACUUCCCUUGGUUGUGAGCUUUGUUUGGUUUGAGACAAAAUAUGGAGGGUUUGAAAAAUGGCCUGAAUGAAGGUCAACGCAGUUUAUUGAUGCAUACACCAAAUGGAAAUGGGAGAGAGCAAGUCAGGAGAAACAACUGAGAACUGUAAUUCAUGCUGACAUACGCCUCAUUUUUCUGCUCGUUCCUGUCACCGUACUCUCCCUCUGCUCUUUCUGUGUCUGUUGAUCUUCAACCCCUGUUUGAAACCUGUUCUCCCCACAGUCAACCUCCUCAGCUGAAAGACCAGGGUGGUCCUGGGGGCCCUCCACAGGCUCUGUCUCCAGCCCAGCUGCCUGAGGAAGCGGAGUGCUUGACUGUACCCAAAUACAAGCGGGAUCUGGUGCAAAAGCUGAAGAUCCUCCGGCAGGAACUGUCCCAGCAACAACCCCAGGCUGGUCACUGUCGCAUAGAGGUCUGCCGAGAGGAGAUAUUUGAGGUACACCUGAAAUCAGGACGGCCCUUUUUACACUCAUACACCUAAACAACAUGUUACUAAUUCACGUAGAGACUGUGAGAUAACACAUGGUAAUGUUUUUAUGUUUAUUUACCAUCAUUACUCUGAUCAUUGUCCAAAAUCCUCCUCCUCAGUUGCCCAAAUUCAUCGAGAUAAGUAGUCUUUCAUCCAAAACAUGAUAACAACACAUUUCUUAGGUGCUUGAAACCAUAAAAGAAAACAUGCAGCUGACUUUUAAAGCGCAUCUGUGCACAGCAGCAAACACAUUAAGAUUUAAAAUGUGUAACGACAAAAUACAUCGGCAGCGUGUUCGUAAAUUCUUCAUCUGGCUUUAAAAGUAUCACGUGCUGAAUGGCGGACUCUAAAUGUCUCAAAAAAACAAUAGCCAAGUGCUCAAACACCCAGAUCUUUGCAUUUUACUGGCAUUUUUUCACCCUAUUUACGACGUGCACCAGAAAAAGGCCCGGGGCGGCACAGAACCAGUACUCAGAACUACUUUAUGAUUUCCAGAGAAAAGGCAGAACAAAGAAGCAUUUGGUGCACCACAAAAACAUCUCUGUGUUACUUUUCUUCCCCUCCUCUGUCUCUCUGUUUCUUGCCCUCCAAAUCAUUUGUUCUACCACGGCGAGGCAUUCUUUCUGGAUGAUUUCAGCAGCUAAAGAGAUGGCGGGCGGGGGGGGUGGGGGGGGGCUGGGAAGGAGCAAGUAAGGAAGGGAGCAAAGGCAGCAGUGGCAAGUAUUCAGGGCCAGACAUAACUUCAUAACUACAAGUUAAGCAGUGAAAAUAUGACUUCAUCCUCCUGCGACGUGACAGCUGUGGAAGGGGAAACUUGAGUGUGAAAAGCAAGCUCUGCAGAUCCACUUGAGGUUUGCAGUGCAGGAAACAGAGAUGCAGAUAAACGCAGGCGAAGUGACUGCAGUGGUUCUAGUCUGGUUUUCAGUUUGCACGAGUACUGCACCACAAGUUACUCCACAACUGAAACAAAACGUCCUUCUCUUUUUAUUUUCCAGCACGAUCACAGUUUUGAUUUUGAUAAUUUUGACACUUGGUGCAAAACUGCUUUGCUCAGAAACUUGUCGGAUAACUUGAGUUCAGAGCGUCUCUGUGCUGCUGUGUCAGGCGAUCACAGGUUCAAUGUACUGUUGCAGGUUUACUGUAGCACCGAACUGGAGUCUUUGGAGUUCUCUGAGGGUCAGAUGAAACUUCUGCAUUGAAAGAAAACAUGCUGACAAUUUAUUUAACUAUAAAAGAGCGAGAGGAAAAGAAUGCACUGAUAUUAGUUUAUCAUUCUCAUAGAAAUAUUUUAACUGCAUUAAAUCAAGUUCUUGAGAUUAUUAGACUUUUCAAAAUGUCAAAGCUCCUGAUUUGUACUUUCAAACUAGAAAAAAACACCCAAGUUACCUGUACAAACCUUGGAUUUAAAGACCCACUCCAAUGAAAAUCAUGUUUUUCUUGUUGUUUACAUGUUCAUACAGCAUUUUCCUGAUACUAGAGGACACAUCAUGAGAAAAAGAAGUGCAAAAAUGCAUUUCUGAGUGUUUCUGCAUUCAAAUUGCUGUGGAUCUCUGGCAGACCCAAACGGCAGGAUCAGAUUCAGUGAGAUUUCCUAUGUCACAAAUCCAAACUCCGCCCCCUGAGCCCCACAAUGCAGGCCAGGCUAGGAGAAAUAGAGAGGAAAGACCACUGAAAACACUUUAAAUAGUAAAAAAGAUAAAAACUAUUGGAGUGGGACUUUACGGGCCCUACAGACCCAACCAUUGGUUAGGCACAGUCAGGUUUUUUUUCCCCACAUAAACCUCAAGAUCUUCAGGCUUUUGAUAUGAGCAGGCUGGAGGAACCUUUUGGUCUUUCAGGCAGAAAGUUUCUCGGUCCUGUUGGCCUUCCUGAUAGUAUAUUUUCUGUUAUUAGCGAGUUACUUUCUGCAGCCUGCCUUUAAGCCAGAGUAAUGAGGACUUCCUUUAACUAAAUUUUACUCUUGUUCUUUGAUACCAGAGCAGUUCAGUUUUUUUUCACUGUGUGUUCAUUUUGUGUUUAUUUUGUGUUGCAGGAGUCCUACCGGCAGGUGAUGAAGAUGCGGCCAAAGGAUCUCUGGAAAAGAUUAAUGAUCAAAUUCAGAGGAGAGGAGGGGCUGGACUAUGGCGGGGUAGCAAGGUGCUUUGACGCAUUGAUUUUUCUGUGUCUGAAAAAGUCUUUUGAAGGGUUAUUUAAAAACCCAGAUUUCUUAUUAACCUGUGUGUGUUUGUGUGUUUGUGUUUUAGGGAAUGGUUAUACCUGCUGUCCCACGAGAUGCUGAACCCUUACUAUGGUCUGUUCCAGUACUCCAGAGAUGACAUCUACACUUUACAGAUAAACCCAGACUCUGCUGUCAACCCGGUGGGAAUUAUUUUGUGUAACUUAAAAUAGAUAUGUGAAAAUAAUUCACAAAUUAUCACCUCAUCGUCCACCUCAUCAGGAGCUGAAAGAAACAUUAUUACUCUAUUUUCACAACGAAAGUAUAAAAGGAUAUCUUUGGAUGAUCGAGCUGGAGUCCAACAAAAUAUAAUUUAAAGGGUGUUAAAACUGUAUCACGUGUUACAGAAGCGUAUUGCAUUCACUUACAAAGAAAAAAAAGGAAACAGCUUUUUUUAAUAUAUUUUUCUUCUUUUUGUUUCUUUUUUUUCUUCUGUUUUUUUUGUACUAAUAAUUCCCCUCUGUCUGUUUUUCGGACAAAAUUUUUUUCGUAACAUUUUCUUUUUCGUCUUUCUGUUGUUGAGACUGUUUUUUGGACUAAACAAGAUACUUAAAAAUCCUGCGAGAAUCUCAUACAAUCAGAUAAUGUUAACCACCGCAGCUGCUCCAAAUCAGCAGAUUCUCCAGCUCCCAGAUAACUUUGACUACGGGGUCAAUGAGAGUAAAACAUGUGAUUACUUAAACAUAGGGUAUACAAAUCCUGAGGUGCCUGCGCAAAGUAGACAAACUUAUGACGAUUUCAUCUUUCUGACUUAAAGAAAGGAGGAUCUCCCAGUGUCUCAAAUCCAAAAGAAAGUAAAACUUGAUUAAAAUAAACAAGUGGGCCAUGUUUGCUUCUGAUAAAUCAAGCAGAGGGGGAUGAAAGCGUCAGUUUUUAAAUGACCAUGAUCCCAGAGAAUAGGAAAAACAAUUAUUUUGAAAAACAAAACAGAAAAAAUACUCAGAAAAACAGAAAAAAAAUUACUCUUAAAAACAGAGAAAAAAAUAUUUACUUCGAAAAACAGGACAAAAAAAUAAAAAAAAUAAAAAGAAAAUAAAUAAGAAUAAAUAGUCAAAAACUAAAUAGAUAUUCCGAAGAACAGGAAAAAAAAUUACUCUGAAAAAAAGGACAGAAUAAAAUUACACAAGAAAAUAGAGCUUUUUUUGUGAAUGCAAUGAGCUUCCAUAAAAUGUCACCCUUCAUGGAUCGAUGGAAAAUUUAUGACCACCGUCAAAAAUGACAAGUAACAACUCGUUUCCUGUGUCCCUAAAUCACUAGCCUCCGAUUUAAAUCAGUGUAAACAUGAGAUAACAUGCAUAGUUAUAAAAUAAAAACAUUAGACGAAAAUCAUUCUGUUUUAUUUGGGCUAAAAAUGAACUGGACCAUGACGCUUGAGCCAUGAUCUGAAUUUAACAGCGAUUUGACAUCUGUUGUAACCCCACUGUAAUUGUUAAAUUGGGCAGAACGGUUCAUCCCCUCUGAACAUGUGAUUUAAAAAAUACCUACAGUAAUAAAUAUCUUGACAUGAAUAAGCCGUCAUAAUAACCCCGCUUGUUCCUUGUGCAGGAACACCUGUCGUACUUCCACUUUGUGGGCCGGAUCAUGGGCAUGGCGGUGUUCCAUGGUCACUACAUUGACGGAGGCUUCACUCUGCCCUUCUACAAACAGCUGCUUGGAAAACCCAUCACACUCGAUGAUAUGGAGUCUGUGGACCCUGACCUCCACAAUAGCCUUGUCUGGAUCCUGUGAGAAUUUUUUUCAGUUUCAUCCCUGAAAACCCACUUUAAGUGUAAAUAUAUGUCAUAUAUCAGCUUUCAUCAUGACAUCAAGGUUGUUUUCUUGUCAGCUGAGUGUAAAUACUGAAAAACUCUGCGCUUCUACAACCUUGAUGAACUUUUACCCUGUACUUUCAAUAUCAAAAACAGUAAUUAAGACUACAGCGCCCUCUGCUGACAGUGUAAGCUCACAAACUCUUACCUCAGAGAUCAUAGACAGAAACUCAUUCACCAGUGAUGGGUUGAAAUCUUUAUCUGAGAGCGCAGAACUGUUGUCCUAGUUUUCAAAAAAGACAGAAAAGACGGAGUAAAGCGCAAUACUCGUUGGUGAAGCUUCUCUCUCCUCGCCUUCAGGGACAAUGACAUCACCGGCGUCCUGGACCACACUUUCUGCGUGGAACAUAAUGCUUACGGAGAAAUCAUCCAACACGAGCUCAAACCCAACGGCAAGAGUAUCCCGGUCUCAGAGGACACCAAGAAGGAGUAUGUCAGGUGAGAAGAGAGUUACACACUCGGAGAAAAAGUUUGGUUUGAUUUCAACCCACUCGAGUGACACGGUUAGAGUGUUUUUUUAGGUCAUUGUUAUGAGGACUAAAAUGUGUUUUCUGUGUCGCUGUAGUGUUGAAAAAGAGACUGAUCCUGCAUUUCUUGUCCCUCCCUCCUUUCUUUAUUUCUCUGCAGACUGUAUGUGAACUGGCGUUUCCUGCACGGCAUCGAGGCUCAGUUUCUGGCCCUGCAGAAAGGCUUCAACGAGGUUAUUCCUCAACACCUGCUCAAAUCCUUCGAUGAGAAAGAGUUGGAGGUAGGAGGAGAGUCGACUGUCUGAAAAUAACAGACACACUGGCGUGGGCAUCUUUUCAAUUUUUCCAGCUGUGUUGUAGAGGAAAUACUCCAUUCUGUGUUCAUGUUUCUUGUAUAAAAUAACCUAACUCAACCCUAUUUCUCUCUCUCUAGCUGAUAGUUUGUGGUCUGGGAAAGAUUGACAUCUCUGACUGGAAGUCCAACACCCGGCUGAAGCACUGCACUCCUGACAGUAACAUCGUCAAAUGGUUUUGGAAAGCCGUGGAGUCGUUUGACGAGGAGAGAAGGGCAAGGCUGCUGCAGUUUGUAACAGGCUCAUCGAGGGUUCCUCUGCAAGGCUUCAAAGCUCUACAGGGUAAUGGAAGGACCAUCUCAGCUAAUAUUCAGACCUUUUUUUUUUUUUUUCUUUCUCUCAAAAUUCUUUUUAUUGAGUUGUUCUUGGAUGUAUUUCAACAGCAAAUGUCAGGGCGCAAGGGAUUAACUUAAGUACCUAAAAAAAAUAAUAAUAAUAAAUAAUAAUUUAACGCCUAAUGUUAAGGAUGUUGACUUUGUAACAUUGUACUUUGUUGGAAAAUAUCCAUAAAUAAAUUAAAAUAAAUAGAUAAAUAAUAAUAAAUUAGAUGAAUAAAUCUGUAAAUAUUUUGUUUGUUUGUUGUUUAUUUAUGUUUAUCAAACAUGUGCGUGAAACACAAAAAAGUAAACUGAAAACAAACAAACAAAACCAGUGAGAAAAUUCAAAAUAAAAACAAUAAACAAAGCAAAAAAGUAAAAAUAAAAAUAGAAAAUACUGAUAUAAUAAUGAUAAUGCGAACCCAAUAUAUCCGAAAAGGAGUAGGAUGAAGCAUUAUACUUUUUUUAAACCUACCCCUUUCUCCUCUUUCUAGUUAAACAUUAAUUCUCCAGCAUAUUUACAUUAUAUUAACAAAAAAAUAGAACAUAAUAAGAGUAAAUAAGUUUAUUAAUCAUUUAUGAAAACACCUGAUCGUUAAAGUCUGUCUUCCUCCCUGUACCAUGUUCUUGUACUGCUUUUUUAUGAAAGUAAAAAUAAUGCCAAGCUCAUACAGAAUCAGAUCAUACCAACAUAAUGCCAAUUAAAUGAAAUAAAAUAACAAUAUGAUGGAAAUACAGAGGGAAAAAAAUGGGUUUCUAGAGACCACUUGUGAUCGAGUCUUAGACUGCAACAACUUUUUGGCGAUUUGUUUUUUUUACUUUUUUUCAUUUUGAAGGUUUUAAGUGCAACGGGAACAAACCCACUUAUGUUAAUGUCGUGUAACCAAACAGUAGACAAUGUUUAGCUGUCCUCAUCACAGUUUCGGUGUUCUGUCUUCAGGUGCUGCAGGGCCCAGACUAUUCACCAUACAUCAGAUCGAUGCUAACACCAACAAUCUGCCCAAAGCCCAUACCUGGUAUGUGUGACAUUCAGACAUUUAUGAAACAUUUUCACAUGGAAAUACCGGCUUAAAAUCUGUCUCCAUAUUGGAUGAAUAAUCUGUUGUUCUCGUCUUGUAUUUCCAGCUUUAAUCGGAUCGACAUUCCGCCCUACGAGAGCUACGACAAGCUAUACGACAAGCUGCUGACGGCCAUUGAGGAGACCUGCGGCUUUGCAGUGGAAUGAGAGACAUUUUAGAGAGGGUGGGAUUGUUUGUGGCUGUGUGCAGGACUCUGCUAGAAUAUUACUGUCAACUGCAGCAAAAGGACAGACACCCUCUGAGCCCGAUACAUGCGUCUACAACCAGCCUGCAGUCUUCCUCUUCUCUCACCUUUCCUCACACUCUUCCCUCAUCGAUGUCUGUUUGAACAGCUGCUACAGAGUCCUUUGUCCCUGAUGAGAAAAAAUCUUUAGUUCAUUUAUUUUUAUUCAUUGAUUUAAUCUGUUUGGGAUUGAUCUUUAUUUUUGAAUGAGUUUUGUUAUACGGAGUGAAUUAACUUAAAAGCUGCUGCAGUUGUUGAGUGGGCUGUUUGUCUGAAUUCAGAGGGCAGAACUGCAGUUAUCGCCUUAAAUCUAAAUCAGGAAGCUGGUUAAGAACAUACAGAAGUUCAAAAAUUCUCCCCAGGCAUCAGAAAGCAGCAAGUUACUUUCAUUUUCUCCAAUUUCAAGCCGGUUGAAUUGAUUCUCAUCAUGCUACUGAACCUUUAUCACUGCAGGUAUCCUGCCCUUAGUCGCCAUCUUAACCUCAACUAUACACCUUCCUGUCCUCAUGGCCUGCACAGUUGAUUUGCUUCAUUUUGUAUGAGCGUCACAGUUUCAUCCUACCUCAGUUUAAUGCUUUGAUACUUGCAGGGUUGCGUUCCAAAAUGUCACAUGUUCUCUCUCGGAGAAGUCAAAAGCAAAUUGAUUCAGAGUCAGGAAACAAAACCCUGCUCCACGAUGUAUUGAACUUCUAUUCCAGCAGGCACGUUGUAACUGUCAAAUUUUGUUUUUGGUAUUAUGAAUAUGAUUAUGAAAUGGAAUUGGACUGACCUGAGUGUGGGUCUGGUGUUUUGUGGUGUUUUUGAGUUUCAAGCAUGUGGCAGGAUGGUGAAAGAUAAGGGAUGGGCUUUGGUUGAGAUGAAGAAAAUAUGAAAUUCCCAAAUCACUGCAGUCUGACCGCAGCCUUUGUAUACAUGUAUGUAUGUAUGUAUGUCUCUGCAUGUGUAAACAAGUGUGUGUUCGUAUGAAAGAAGCUAAAAGUUUUAUCGAUGAAUUCCCAAUCAUGUGCACAGACACAGUGUUUUUGUAUAUUUGGAGCAGUAGAGCAGAUUGAACCUCACUUCUUGAGCCUGGUUAGUCUUCCUUUUCUCAUCGGAUCAUCCAUCUGCAGCAGUUAUCUAUGAAGUUUUUUCUUUUUUUAAUCCUGCACACUUCUUCUCAAAUUACCCGUAAAAGGGCACAACUGUUCAUGGGACCAGGUUUGAUUUAAAAGACAGGCGUCUAUUUUCAGUCACGUUGUCAGUCUGUCUGUCUCGUCACUUUGGAGCACUUUAAAAACUGAGCAGUGAUGACAGGAGUGUUUUCUUUGUGUUAGAUUAAAUGUAUCAUGUUUUCUUUUUCCUGUACAACCACAUCAGAGUAUACAGAGUAAGACGUAUCUAUACACCUGUAAUUUUUGGGUAUAUAUGUUAAAUCCAUAGCUAAUUUGUAUAUUGUUGCUUGUUCUAUCAGUUUAAAUGCAAGCAUGUAGGUGUCUGCCACAGACCUUCUUUGCAUUCUCAGGUAAUUUUUUUUUUCAGUUUAGCUUUUAUUAUGCUAGCAAAUUGGGUGGGUGGGAGGUGGGGGUUAUGGGAACGUAAUAUCAGAGGCCCUGUGUUUGAACCCAAGAUGAAAAGUCAAAGUUAGCCUUUUAAAAAGUCAUAGUUUUGUCCAUGAUUUACUUUUAUUUUAUUUUAAGAAAGCAUCUCAUGAGCCCUGUGUCAGGGAAAUAGACUGAAGAUGCAGUCAUGCUGCGAGUGUUCAAGGUCUACUGAUUGUGGAUUUCUGGGUACUGCACGGUAAAAAAAAAUGAAACCAGUGAACGUUGUUAAAAUCCUGUCAUAUUCAUCUGCAUCACUAGAGCGUAAAUCCAAAGAACCCCCAGAAACCUUGAGUUUUUAUUUCAUGUCAGUCGUCUGAAAUAUGAGACAUAGCAUUUUGAAGUUUCUGUCGUUGUACAAUUACAGAGGGCGUUUGUUUUCACCAUUAAGAAGCUCACUCAGAGGCAGAGAAGAAACAUUACAACUUUUUUGCACAUUUUAUGCAUACGUGGGCUGCAAGUUAUAAUCAGACACUUCCUUUUAUCUACCGAAUAGUUAAUGGACAGAUUGUUUUUAUGUAGAUAACAUAGAAAUAUAUACACACAUGUUCUUGAUAUGCACACUUGUAUGUUUGUCCAGUGCACACAGUCUACUUUUGUUUUUAUUUUUGCUUUUAUUUUUCGGUCAAGUUUCCUGACUUGUUGAGUCUUUAUAAUGGGGAUUUAGUACAUUAAAGUGAGAGAUGAAUCACUUCUUCUCACAGUGCAGAAAAGAAAAGUUUCAGGUUCCGGCAAUUUCUUCGACCCUUUGAAAGCCUGUAACAUAAAGAGGCUUAUUUAGUCAGUUUAAUCUAAUGAAGACAGCAAGUUCUGGAAAAAGCCCAUGUACCUGAGAAUUCCUCUUAUCAAUGAAAAACAAAAGAAGUCAGUCUGUAGUUCAACAGACCUUCCCCCGACACGCUUUACUUUAAAGGUUUGCAGGUUAUGUAAAAAUCCCUGUGUGUGUGUGUGCGUGCUUGUGUGUAAAGGAUUUUUUAAUAAAACCAGUACAAAACAGAAAAAAAUCUUUUUUUUUUUUUUUUUUUUUUUUUAAAUCUGCACCAUGUUUUUAUUUCUUUUGGUGUCCUAUCUGAUUUUUGUAUUUAUUAUUACAGUAUAUGUGUCAAUAGUUUUUCACAUCAGCUGCUCUGUGAGCUUGUAACUGACACCUGUACAUAAAAAUGAUUAAGAAACAAAGUAAACUUCCUGUACCCUUGCAGAAAGCUGAGCAAUAAAACUAUGCUGUUUGAACCUCACAGCAAUAUGUUUUAUAGAAA
This is a messenger RNA of Xyrichtys novacula (pearly razorfish), 61083 nucleotides long. The record is from the annotation of a GenBank genome assembly. Lineage: Eukaryota; Metazoa; Chordata; Actinopteri; Labriformes; Labridae.